AUGUUUUCGAGGCAAAGUUCUCGGCCGUAUACGGUCGGAAGCUUUCGCAUGAAGCUGGCCUUGUUCGAAGAGUUUAUAGCGGAAUUCACAUAUGUCGACGAAGAGCUUAAUCCCGAAGAACGACAACAGAUUCUUCAAGCACGUUUAACAAAUGGCAAGUGUUAGGAGUUGAUUUGUGGCUGAUUUUUUUUUUCGCAGGGUACAACUUAAUCACCUAAACCUUGCGAGGUGACAGCGAAUGAGAGGAGUUGUUUUCAAAGCUACAUGUGUUUUCGAUUUCAGACAUCAAUAGCUUACAACCGUUCAUAUAGCAUUAAACUUGUAUUUGGCUGUUCUCUAGGUUAUGAGCCUUUUUGCGAGGCUAUCCGUAAUUUAUUUGGCAACGACGUAAGCACUCAGGAUCUUAAAGCCUUGUUUAGGAAGAUCGCACUGAAUCCUGAUGCUCAAGUUGACUGGAGUGAGGUAUGCCAUUAACAGCAACUAAUAAGCAACUAAUUCAGCUACUAUUGUCCCAAGCUUAUAAUAAUUAGAUUUACCAACGCUUAUAUUUUUAAUUAAGGCCAUAUUCAGUAGCGAGUCUGUUGUUCAAGUGCACAGUAAAAUCACCUAGCGACACGUACAAAAGAACAGGUGUGGAUGAUGUUCCUUUUUCUGCAGCAGAAAGCGACACGUACCAAUGGAUGAGUUUAAAAAUUGCAGCCCCCGGUCGUUUGUUGUAUUUUUUGAAAGUACUAUGGAAAGGGAAUGAUCCAUAGGGGUGUGGAUAUUAAAUGGAAUGGCCCAAAAGGCCGGUCGUUUGUUGUUUAGUAAAUGAAUGACCAGUGCCUUUAUUUGAUGAACCCUCUUUCUAAAACCAAUGCAUUGAUGUCUUAUACUGGGUUUACAACAAAUCAGAGUUCACCUGGCACUUAAAACCUGUCAUUUUAUGUAUUAGAAGGAAGCCUAUCCUUGAUUUUGUAUUAUACUUUUGUAUUGCUUUUCUUUGUCACUGUUGCAGUAUUUGCAUCACAGACAUAAAUCAAUCCUGGUCUGUCUGCCACUGAGAUCCUUAAUUUUCUGGACACCCAACGGACCCAAUAAAUUACCGGAAGUGUAUUAUGAAUGUCCUUUCAUCCUGAUUGGUAAAAAGACAAUGUCUUUAUUAACAGGCCAAUCAUGGUACACUCUCAAAUCCUGGUGCACAGGUGGGGGCCCAGAACAAGGAUUUCUAUGCUGUUUCGCAGGCAGAUUUAACCAGAGUUUUAACCCAUAUUCAUGCCUUUUCUCGCCAUUUCUGCUGCUUUUGCUUAUUUCCUCAACUAUCUCGCCAAUGACAUGGAGAAAAUCCAGAAGUGCACCCUCGCCAUUAUCUAUGACAAGUACUUUAUAUUUUUAUUUUCAUACCCUUGAAACUCAAUGGUGAAAAACAAAAAAAAAAAACAUUUGGGCUUGACUCAAAGUUGGCUCAUGUUUGGCUCGUGGCUAGUGGUUAGUUCGCGCUCGAGUUUGGCUCAUGAAAUGACUAAACUCUGUAUGCUUUUGCUCUAUCUUGUCUUAUUUUAAUUUCUUGGACAAUAAUAAAAAUAUUUAUUAUAUUUCUUUGCUUUCUUGGAUAAUUCCCUAGCUUUUUGGUAUUGGUGGUUCGACUGAUGAAGUUCCUGAUUUGUUACUGAAUGAGGACACAUCGUCAGUCAUAACAACAAGCAAAAGACGGUCUGUUGGGGAGGCAGGAGGUUGGUUAACACUUUUAUAUUUUGUCAUCUGGCCCCAGUUGUUCAAAGGGUGGGUAACACCAUCCACCGGAUAAAUCUCUAUCCACUGGAUAAUUAUGUAGCUCAAUAGUUGAAAAUUCCCUAAUGCUUACAUGUAUCCGCUGUAUGGUGAAGUAUCUGGUGAAUACUGGGCUAUCCAAUGUUUGAACAACUGUCAAGGCAUUGAGCAGUUUUGGUCAGUUUAGACACAAUUUUGCUCAUUUAUCUCAGGCACUUGUAGGUUGUUUGUACCUAAGCCACUUCAGCUCCCUAAAGGCAGUCCACCAGUUUAGUUAAACCUCUGAAGAUUGGUCAUGAAGGCUUUACAUCUUUUGGGGGAUAAGACAUGAUAUACAUAGUUAUAUGUAGGUUUCAGAGUGAUAAGGGUCCUUUUUUAAGGAUUUAUACUGUCUUGUUUAAGUGACUGAAUGAAUCUUAAAAGGUGUAACAUUAAAGGAGAAUAUUUAGAAAGAGGCUCCACGUCUGAAUAAAAAAUAGGUGUUUGCUACCAAAUGUUAGCCAGAGUAUUCUGCUUAGUAAACAGAGAAUUCUCUGAUCUCUGAUGUCUAAUGAACGCCCUUUAUACUGGUAUGUAAUGUAUAUAAUUGAAGUCUUCAUAUUUGCAAGCACAUUGACAUGUCUCUGAUUCUCUUCAGGUGACAAGAAGAGACGAGAUGUUGUCCAGUGCAUUGUUCAUGUUCCCAAGUAUGAUUUCUACAUCAUUGCCUCACAGAAGGGCAUCAUAUGUCAGUGGAGUAGUAAGGUAUAUUUUAGCAUCUCUCUUUUGUUUCUUUGUGUUAGUUAUGAUACUUUUCCAGUCACCUGUGAGUCAUGAUUACAUCAGGAGUAUAUUAUUUAAAUUUCAAGUUUCCAGGUACAUGCAAUAAUUUUAUUAGGCAGCAAAUUGAUCACCUAUGAAAAUUUUGGUCCAGUUUUCCUUAUGUUUCCUGUUUAGGUAGCCAGGGGUUAUUCUCUUUUCAAAUUUGUUAAAGCAUAGCCCAAAAGAAAAAUCCUCAUGCUGCUGACAGUUUUGAUGAAUGACAGCUACCUUUAUCAAAACUAAAAACGUCACAGGUGUCAGUAGCCCUGAAUAGGCUUCUGGAGGUGUUAAUUGCGACAAACACGCAAAGAAGCCUAUUUAGGGCUACUGACACCUGUGACAUUUUUAGUUUUGAUAAUGAUGGCUAUCAGUCAUCGAAACUGUCAGCAUUAUUAAAAAUUUUUUUCUGGCUAUGCUUUUAUUAAGAACAUUUGAAUAGAUAUUUGAACUUUUUAAAUACUGGCCUUAUGAAUUUCUUCAAGGGGUUAUACUCAUACUAGUCAGGGGAACUCCCCAGCUCCCGGCAAUCAAUCCUGUCACAUACAGCUGUACAUGUACAAGUCAUUUGGUUUUGAAUUCCCAGCCACAAGAAAAGUUUCACCUGUGUUACUUCUUAUUAAUCCAAGAAGUGUUUUUAUGUACCAGUCUUAAAUAAUAAACAAAAGAAUUAUGAUUAUAGUCAGUCCACAUCUAAAUAGCUCUUCAUCCACCAUGUUCUGAAUCAAACUGGAAUAUAGCACUGAUGCUUUUUUGCAGAGGCUGGGUAACUGGAGUUUCUAAGGUGCGAAAAAUGGCUCAAAGACAAAUAGCAAAAACUAACAAUAAACUCAACUCACAUACGGCCUUGCCUCUGGGAUUCUAACCCACCUACGUCAAUGGGAAGAGAUCCUAGGCCUUCUUAAUUAUUUAUUGACAGUCUGUUUUCCACUAAUUAUUAUUUUCAAUGCCUUUCACUGAAGUUAGUGUUUUUCCUUGUUUUCUCUCACAGUUUCGUCUUCAGUCCUGUGUUGACUUGAAUGUAAGUAAAUCGUGACACAAAUUUAAGCUGCACCAACAAAUCAUUAUGUAAUUGUGUUUGCAACUAUGUUUUCACCCAUCUCAGUGUGCUGCCACAUGUAUGGUCCUCAAUUUGUUCCUUUUGUGAGGACUGGUCACAGUGUUUCUUUGUUAACUGAAUUUCUUCUGCUUCUGGUUUCUGUAUUAACAGGGCUUUAUGGGAGAGAGUUAUCAGCCCUCAGCCCAACCCCCAACCUGGAGGACCAGGGGAGCACACUAAUAGUCUGGUCUCUACCCUUCAACUUUUCUGGCAUGAGUGCUCCUACUACAAGUAGGAAACUCCAGCCAACUGUGGGUUGGAGAGGGUUUCUUAAGUCUUGUACAUAACCUCUCAGAAGGCAGUUGUUGCUGGAUGAAUGAGAGGCCCUGUGUAAGCUGCAUAAGAUACAAAGCUGGUAUCCAGCUAGCGGUGUUAUUGAAACCUAUGUGAUAAUUACUUUUAGAUAAGAUAAGAUUUGAUGUGAUAAGGUGACAGUGAUUCAGUUAAGUAGCAGCAAGAGCAUGUAGUUUAAGUUUUCCAAAUGUGUAGUAUGUUUGGUUUUUGGCUCAGCUGCCAGGGCCAUUAUGAGAGUCAAACUCUACUAUUCUUUGUGACCUUUAUUGUCAACAUUAAUUUUUUUCCCUUUUAGGAGUCUUCGUGGGUAACAGGGUGUGGCUUUCUACCAAGUCUUAGGAGAAUAGCGGUAUGUACCAUAUCUGGCUGCUUAUAGAAAUCUUAGUUGGAAUGAUUGUCAAAUUAUUUACAACCUAUUUUUUGUUUAGAUGGGAUUGACAUUGUUUAUACAUGUAAAAAUCAUUAAAUUAAUUUAUUUCAGACAAAGACAUUAUUCAUUUAUUUCUCAGGUGACUUCUGAAAGGGCCCUGUCUUUAUGGGACUACAGAGCAAAGAGAAAGCAGUUGGUUAGUUGAAAUCAGAUUUUAACUCACUUCUAGAAUAUGUAUACACACAUGGAAAUGUCCAAAAUAAUACAGGAAUUAAGUAUGGCCCAUGGACUCUGACAACUGUUUAAAAUAUUUUGAACACCCCAGAAAUUUUUUGAUCAGUCAUCAAGGCUGUGCUUUAAGAAAAUAUAAGGAGCCCAGUUCUCUGAACUUCUGAAAUCUAGGGUUCCUAGCCUGGAAUUUUACAUAAGACUCUUAAAAACAAUGAACUGGUUUUGAGAAAAAAACCCGACGGUUUUUGCCCAAGAACAAAAAUAAGGUACUAGUGCUCUGAGCUGAAAUCUGGGAAAUGCCUGGGAUUUUAGCAAAGCACUAUUGAUCAAGAUAAAUGUAUAACUGGGUCAUAAAGUAAAACGUUUUUUAUGUCUUUUCUUUAGAUCUCCAAGCUAAUCACAUGAAUAUUGCAUUUGCUUGUUUUGUUUCAGACCAUUUACCAGAUAAAACCAAUGGAAAAUUCUCCGCAGUGUAUGAUCUACAUUCCAUGGAAGACUGAUUCCAUGAAUGAAGACACAAUACUCUUUGGAGAUGACCAAGGUAUGUGUUCAGUGUGAGAAGAAAGUAGUGUUUGAUAUCCCGGGGAUGGAAGAUUUUGCCAUUGCGUUAGUGAAUUCUCUUCUUAACUUGCCCGACAGGCAAGUGAAGUUUUUGGGGGAAUGGAAUCAAAGGUUAUUUAUAAUCUGUUAAAUAUAACCAUCACUCAACCAAGACUACUGUUCAGGCUAUGACAAAAUAAUGCCAGCUGUCUGGAAUAUGAGAUAGCGGGUAAUCUACACUAUUUUUUAUGAUAACACCCAUUUGUCAAUUUUAGCGCGAACCGUUCUUAUUUUCUGGCUAGUUUCAGCCUGGAAGUGUUGUUACGGAUGUUCUUAAAUUUCAAUAACGGAAAUCUGAUAACUUUUAAGCUACAUGUAGACAAGACAAGACAAUGAUUAUAGUUUUCACACUAAUGAAUUGUACAAGUACGAUGUAAAUGUAUUGUUGACCCUACACAUUAGGAAUGUGUUGAAAGAACAAAAUUUUACAUGCACUCUGAUUCCAUGUAGGACAUAAUCUGAUUAUUCAGAUUUUCUUGAGUUAGGAAAGUAAAAGCAGUGAAAAAAGAAUUGUUCUUCUCUGAGCCUCGAGUAUGUUCUAGCAUGGUGUUGAUAUUUUGGCAAAUUUCAAAAAAGGUUCUUAUAAAAAGAAAAGAGUGUACUGAAAUCACUUUCUCACUCUGUGGUUUAGCUUGGUGAAUUCCACUGUUAUGUGCACUUUCUGCUUACAGUACAGUUGUUGAGAGCCUACGUUAUUAUUUUUUUUGUGCAGGUUAUGUUAACAUGAUGACAAUUUCUUCAAAAGAUCUUCACAUGAAGAACUCAACUAGCAAGGCGGAUUCUCAGAUAGUUACUAUUGAACCAAGCAAGUUGAGCUAGUAAGCGAGGGGAUUGUUCAAACGUACAACUCAUAUACCGUACAAUUAUAUUUAAACGGUUUCACAUGUGGACGUAUCAGGAAACAUUCCAUGUCGAGGUUUUGCUUCCAGAAACAAGCAAACAAAUCAAAUACACGUAAUGAACAAAAACCCGUGAGAUAUGACAAGUUUGCUAAUACAUAUUUUGACUUCAUUUAGUAAAGAAAUAAGAUCACUUUCCAGUAGAUAACCAUUAGAAAAAACAAUUGGGCUAUCCACUAGAUAGAGAUUUAUUCAGUAGAUAGCGUUUUUCACCUUUUUAACAGCAGGGCCAGGUUUCAGACUUAAUUGAUAGUUACCAGUUUGGUAGUUAUACAUGGCUCUGUUGAAAACUAUAUUUUAAAGAAGCUAUUAAAAGUGAAUAAGGAUGUUGUAAAACAAACUUAUUCCUUUUGCGACGUGGCUUUUUGUGUUCGUGGCUAUUAAAGCUGAGUCAUCCUCUCUUUCAAGCUUUCAAAAUGAGUACAUAUUGAGUUAGCUGCUAUAACGUCUUGAGAUUAUCCCAAAGAACAGUUGUCAUUACUGGUAUGUUUGGCUUCUUUCCCAGCUUAGGAUAAUUGUUAGGUCUUAAUGAAAAUUGUGUCUUUUAUUUAAUUUCUUCUAGUGCAAUACAGAGAAGGAAAUUUCAUGAUGACUGGGUCGUCAAGGUAAACAAGCAUAAAUUAUCAUUAUAUACAAAUUCGUUUUUGGCCGAUAUCAUAGUAUGCAAUACCAUAAACUGCUGCUUGCAAGCCCCCCACCCCCACCUCCCACACCAGUUAUAGGCCCAUCUACACUGUACCUGUAAGCAAAAAAACACAUCUGAUUAUAAGCCCACUCAGAUAUAAGCUCCUUUCUUAAUGCAUUGAAAUAAACUUGAUUUAUUUUGACGUUUUGAAGCUUAAAUAAAAUCCAGUAAAAUAAAAUGCAAAACGUAUUUUUAUCAGCAAUUCUAUUUCUUGUUUCGAAGCGCUUUUUUGUUCUGGUUUUAAGCCCCCCCCCCCUCAAUCCGUCUCCCCUGGAUAUAAGCCUUUCCGUUUAUAAGCCCACCUAAACCACUUAGAAGAUGUACAAACCCCAAGCUAAUAAACGGCAUUUUACGGUAUUUGAAUAUGGAUGGAUCACUGUGCUAUGAGAAAGUAAUGUUGAACGUUUUCUGCUGUGUUUGUAGCUUAAGUAUUUUCCUCAGCUGGAGAUGUUUGGUUCCUGUUCGCCAAGCAGCACUUGUUCUUUUGUCUUGGGGAGUAUUGAAAGAGUUUUGGAUAACAGGUUAUUUAAUAAACUUACAAAUUUCCUUCACAUUCUCUUAUUUUUCUACAGUAUUAUAAACAACAUAUCCUCCAUUUCUGUAAACAGGUUUUGCUAUUCUCACCUCCCCCCAACUGUGGGUUUACUUGGCUGUAACUUAUAAGCCGGGAAAAGAAAUAGUUUUUGAAUUGUUUUUGCAUCUCUUUUUUCGUUUUCUUUUUAGCCCUGCCCGAGAGCUUGGUGUUCCCAAGGGCGUCAACUGCUUUGAUUACUGCACCAAAGCGAAUGUUAUCAUCACCGCUGGUAUGUCCCAUUUAUGAAGCUCCGAGCACUGACGCCCCGUCCACACGUAUAAGGAUAUUUUGGAAUCCGCAAAUUUUUCUUUUCUCGGACCGUGUUGAAUAUUCACGGUAAAGAACUGGGCUCGAUCUUGUGACGUCAGUGGAUAAAAAAAAGUAUCCGGAUUUAGCGUUCACACGUUUUCGGAUACAUAGCGGAUUCAGUAAUUUCCACUCUGCAGAGCGGAUUUAAAGAGUUGCAGAUUCGACUUCCAGUUACACCGGAUACGUGUGGACGGUAGCCGUAUCCGUAAAAAGAAAAAGUUGCGGAUUCAAAAGUACCCAGAUACGUGUGUGUGGGGCCUGAGUCUCUUAUUUUUCUUGUGAAUCACAGUAAAUACGACAGCGCGCGUGAGGGGCGGGCGGGGAAUCCGCGAAGAACGAGGGCGGAAAGGCCCGAGCAAGAAUUUCCUCUCUGCUACAAUUUCUCCUCCUUUUUACCAUUGCAUGAUUUUAGUAUUUCGCUCGCCUCGCGUGGCUCAGAGGAAAUAAGAACGACCGCUCGCGGUCUAUAGUAGUUUAACAGUGGAAUGUAUAAUCAUUAGGUGGUUUGUACGUUCCCCGGUUGAGGCAAAGAACGGCUCAUUUGAUCAGCAUCAAUAAUAUUAGUUUUAAAAAUAUAGCCUGCGAAGGUGGCAAGAUCCGAGUGCGGGAGUGCUUUUUGACAUCGGAGCUAAUAAAGAAAUAGCCUCGGGCGAUUAAAACCCAUCAGUAACGCAGAUUGCAAAAAAUGAAGAUCCUUUUUUACACCCAGCCACGUGAUUGGUCAAGGUAAUGUAAAUUAAGGGUCCCCCCCAUGAGAGACAGACCACCACAUUGGGGACUACGUCCCCUACUCUUUAAGAACAGUGUGUGUGUGUUCUUUAAUGUCCCACAGAAUCUAUUUGUGCAGGAGGUAUGAGACGGGGCCUACGGUUUAUCGUCCUCUUCCAAGGAGGCUUGAAAGUCUUACCGUUUGCAGAUGUCUUUACAAAGGCAGCAUUUUCUCCUCAGUUAUUUUAAGACCCUGAGUGUUGGUCCAGCCGGGGUUUGAACUUUGCGGACGAUUGUACAGUUAAUUUUCAGUACAUUAUCGUAUCAAUCUUUUACCAGGUGCAGACAAGGUCAUCAGAGUUUGGCAUCCUCUUAUUUUCACAAGACCAACAGGUGCUGUAAACUGACUCUUACGAUGUGUUUUUCGUCUUAUGAUAUACAAUUUACACCAGUCUUAGAGGACUAUUGCUAAGCUAGUUAUCAAGGAGAAAUAAACUAGCAACAUCCUCCCCAGUAUUUUGGCUCUUGAUUUGGCAGUUUUCUCUGCUCACGUAGUAGUUACAUGCCUUACAUAUGACAUGAGCUAGUGGGCCCAGCCAUUCAACUGCUGGCAAGGCAGUGUAACUAGUAGUCGAACCUCGAUAAUACAGACACUAAAAGGACAUACCCAGCUGUUCGCAUUAAAGUGGUCUGCUAUCAUUGCCUCCCUUGUCUUCCCUACCUCCGUCUCUAUAUAUCUUUCGUGGGAAAGUAUAAAAACGCCAGAUCUUAGGUUAGCAUUACAGGGGUGUGCGUAUUAAAGAGAGAGAAUUUUGCCCUGAGUGAGAAGUAAGUGUUAAUAUUGGCUUAGGGGAGGGGUAGGUGAGCAAUUUCCCAGAGACGUAUAAUAAUGAUCCAAGUUUAGUGUAUUCGGGACUAAGGCCUUUGCCAAACGUCGAACUUUUCAUGAAACGAACCAAACUUAGUGAGUUAAGUUCAUGAAAAGUUCGACGUCUGGCUCAGUUAAGUUCGUCUGAAUGAGUUUGGAUCAUCCGACACGUUUUAUCCGUCUUCUUCAGGCGGAGAGAACGUCUGAAGAUCGUCUCUGGGACAAACGCGACGGACUAUAAAACUAAUAAAUUAAAAAUUUGUAUGAUAAUGUAUAUUAUUUUAGCCUCUUUCGGGAGAAAAUGUAUCCUGGCGGGCUAAAAUUGCUUUUUGGACUGAUUCAGUUGAUUGGUUAGACGCGACCUAAGUUCAACGUCUGACCCAACAGACGAUCUUAACUUAAUUUAGGUCGACCCAAAUUAGAGUUUGGUUCAUCUAUGAAAAGUUCGACGUUUGGCCUAGGCCUAAGAGACCUGUUCGGGAUACGUAGAUUUCCUUAUUUUAGACUGAGGUAGAAUAGGUAUGAAGUUUGUUAUCUUCGGGACCAUGAGAUCUGUCCGCACUACCCGUUGCCAGUAUUAUAAAGAUGUCCAUAAGGAGAGGUGCGACUGCAUAUGUUUCUCACAUUUUUAUGCGAAUAUAUCAAAUUCAGCAAUUGGGCAUUGGGCAUUUGGGCAUACGGAACUCCUCUGCAAUGAUUUGUUUGAGUAACCACCAAACAAUAGCUUCCCGGUGUGUAAUAGCCCAUUUUACAGUUACCAGUGAAAACGAGGCUGGAGUUGACCUUGUUUUGAUACAACCCCUCCUGCUGUAUUAUGUAAAUAAUGUUGUUCUUAUGCUAACUAGUAUUUUUUAAGAAUAAUUUCCAUAUGAAAAGGAAAAGGUGUGGAGGUUUGUAUCAAAACAAGGUCAACCUCAGCCUCACAUCCAGUCAAAGGCCAGAAUACUAAGCCCACAAACUGUAAAAUGGUCUAUUGCCUAUUGCCCAAACUUCGACUUGUAUUGGGUGACUAAACUAAAGACUGUUCGUCAUUCCCACAUGCAGGAAAGCUCCUUGGUCAUCUUUUCACAAUCGUCGACGUUGCAGUCAAUGAAAAAGAUCAACAGCUCAUGAGUUUAUCAACAGCGAGGGUAAGAGAUGCAGUUUGCUUUAGUUAUUUUCUUUUGCCUCAAAAUAACGAUAAUUCAAACUUGACCAGUUGCGAAGUUUUAAUUUGGAUUUAAAGUGCAAUGCUUCACAACAUCUCUGUUUUGCUAUUCACCCAAUUUUGACUUGUUUUUUCUUCUCUUUCUUACUGUUAGGUCUUUAGAGUUUGGGACAUCCAGACCCUGACGUGCUUACAGGUGGGUAUGAAAUCGAUAGCCGAGUUUGUAAAAUAGAUGUUUGCAAACGUGAUCCCGAAGCAGAGAAAGAACGUUGUCAUUUUAUUAUAUAUAUGUAGGAGGCUACUUCAUGUCGUGGGCAAUUUGUACAUCUUGUGAAACAAACAGACUGAUAAUAAAAGCGAUUUUACUUUACUUUAAUGAAUCACUUGCCAGUGUUUUUCUCAAAUCAAUUCGCAGACAAAUGAAUGGUCAGGGUUGAUGUCGCUUCAAGAGUUGGGGGCUGCCUAUGGCCUUCAGAUAUUAAAUGUAUUUCCUAAAUCAACAUCUAGUUUUACCAAAUGCGAUUUUUUACAGGUGUUCACUGAUAAUGAAGUCAGACCAGGAGAAAAACGGAUCUCUUGUAUGCUCUUUGAUGGCAAGCACGAUCGGCUUAUAACAGGUAUAAAUAUUAUCUUAUGGGGGAGGGACUGUAUACAUGGAGAUGGGGGGCCCCAUGUAGGUGAGGUAGCCCGCUUAAGUGGAGUAUAACCCGCCUGUCCAUAUAAUCUCUCAUAUGGUCACCCUACCUAUCAUGUAAACGUGAUCAAAUUAAAACGAGAGAUUAUAUGGACAGGCGGGUUACCUCACCUAUGCGGUUUGCCUAACCUACCUUGGGUCUCCCACCUCGAUGUAAACAGGCCCUUAUUUAUAAGCCCAGUGCUACUCUUCCCCUUUCGCUCCGGGCAAUAAUACUUAUAACCGCUGUCAAACGCUGGAAAACGACUAUGGGGACGGCGACGACAUCGUCAUACCACCAGUAGUUUUAGGCUACGCCCACACGAAUCCAGAUAUUUUUGAAACUGCAUACCUUUUUUUUACACGAAUAGGCCUUCCGUCCACACGAAACCAGUGAAUCCAGACACCGAAACCGAAUUGUUUUUUCCCUCUCUCCGGAGCUUUAAGGGCCUGGUUACAUGGAGGUGGGGGACUCCAGGUCGGUGAGGUAACCGGCCUGUCCAUAUAAUUUCAUUUUAAUUUUAUCACGUUUACAUUGUAGGUGGGGUGACCUGCCACAUGUUACCUCACUUAUGUGGGGUCUCCCACCUCCGUGUAAACAGGCCCAAAGGCCCUGUCCACGCGACUCCGUAUAAAAAAAUAUGCUGUUUCACAAAUGUCUGGAUUCGUUUGAACGUGGCCUAGAUUAGCAAAACAACAACUUCGCACGUGCUUCACCCUUUUUUGUGCAUUUCGUUACCAUUGCUGCGUGACUACAACAUGAAACUUCGUAAUUUCACGUUUUGUGAAGGACGUGAACACGAGAAAACGAUUGAAUUUUUCUUUUUCUGAGUUACGAUACGGUCCUGUAGAAUUCAUCGCUAGAAAAAUUUGCCAAAAUUUGACAAACUGAACCAGACGAAUUCCAAAUGAGUGAGAGGAAGUUUGAAUUAACGCGAAUUCACUUUUUGUGUGAUGUUUUCGCUGCCGUCGCCGUCAUAGAUGCUAAACAGGGCGGAUAUCCGCCUUGAUGCUAAAGCUCCGUGUUACAAGGCCCCAAACCCACUGAUGGGUGUUUUCAGAAUGCUCCGUUUCAUGUCAGCGAAAACGAAGCAUAAACAUUUCCAUCCGGCACACUGGCGUUUUCGUAUCCUUUUCAGCUGACGAUGUAAACAACUGGUUUCAACGUUGUCCCUUCGCUUUUUCUCCGUCUUUGUUUUCAAAAGUCUCUGUUUUCACCUCUCUGCAAACGGAGCGUUUUCAAAACGAUUCGUUUUCCAAAGACUGCACUUUUGAAACCACUUGCCAAAGUCUUUGCUUUUCAUCAGCGUUUUCGGGCAUUUUAUGUGGACGAUAAGUGAUAAGCGAAAAAGCAUUCACAUGAUGUGGUCGGGGCCUUUAAUGACCUGUUUACAUAGAGGUAGGGGACCUUAGGUAGGUGAGGUAACGUGACCCGCCUGUCCAUAUUAUCUCUGAUUUUAAUUUGAUCACGUUUACAUGAUAGGUGGGGUGACCCGCCGCGGGUUACCUCACCUACAAACUGGGGUUCCCCACCUCUAUGUAAUAGGUCCUAAGUAGACAGCCAUAAGUAUGAGUUGUUGUGGCUGUUUCAAUUUCGUAUUUAGGUUGCAGUGUGAUUGACACUUGGCCGCUGACCAGAGCCAUACAGGACUCACUUCAGGUGCCUCACACGCACGACAGACCCAUAUGUCAGGUACGAUUUUAGACAAUUAGUUCAACCAAAAGUAGGCUUUCUUCGGUCAAAUCCAUGUACAAAGUCUACGCUACUUUUAUUCAGAACUUCAGAUUUUAAAUAGGGUUGGACUUUAUUGGCUUUUUUGAAGAAAAAAAAAAAGGAAACGAGAAAUACGACCGGGCCAAGAACUUUUAUUUUGAUAUGUGUAUUUUUUAUCUGUGGACAUGUGUUUUUCAGUUGCUGUACAAUCCACAUAUGAAUCAAGUUAUAAGUGGAUGUAUUGAAGGCAUACUAAAGGUACCUUAAAAUAACCGUACACGCAUAAAUCAUAUUAAUAUUCAUUCAAAAUAUUUCGCCGUUUCUGAUUUGCUCAAAGUUUCCGGCUAAUUCUCCAUAACUAGCUGACGUGGACCAAAUUUGGAAGAAACGAGCAAGCCGCCUGGUUUCCAGGCAAAUACACCAUAGAUCAACCUCAUCUCCAGUUGCCGCAGCCUAGCUUUUUAUUCCCGAGUGGGCUAAACAAAAUCUACUUUUUGAGGAGUAUCUGCAAGAAAAAAACAUCUGUUUAUGUCCUGAAAACGUCCCGAGGAGUAGACCAAAGUUUUGAAAAAGUCUACGAGGAGAUAAGCCUGUUGAGAACUUAGAAAUAUUUUGAAUGGAUAAUAUUAAAUUAAAAUGGCAUAACAGCUAUCAAAAUACCCAUAAGACUAUGAUAAACAAAUCCACACCACCAAAUACAACAAAAAGUAAUGUCCGGUGCAAAAUUGUUGGUGACAAAGUCGCCGAAGUGCUGAAUGUAGUAGUUCGUAUAGUUAUUUUGUUGUUGGAUCUGACAGAGCAAUGGAAAGUAGCCUAAACGUGGGGCGGCUACUUACGAGAUUCCCAGAGAUACGGGGUUCCCGAUUUUACCACGGUUCCCAAGCUCAAGCUUAGAAAAGAAGCUGUUGCAUGCAGCGAUUCUAUAAUAGGCAGGGGGCAAAGAAAGUCAGUUUUACAGCCUGCCAUUCGGGCAAGCUGUAGCUAGCAUGAACUAGCCCCAAAACCCUUUUUGAUUAGUAGGAUUGAUUACAAUCCUUCUGUAAUUUGAAUUUCCCCAAAAAACAGCACUUACCCGUGGGGCAAGUUAAGAACAAAAAUCACUAGCCCGAUAGCAAAAUCCACUAGCCUCGGGCUAUCAGGUACUACUUUCUUUGCACGUUGAUAGGUCAACUGUCACUCAUUCCCAGACGCAAGUAUCCUCACCACCUCUCUCCCCCAUUUAAUUUACCUUAAUCGGAGAGGCCUGCAGUUGUCAUAAAAAAGCUCGCAUUUGACUGUGUUUGCAAGGAUAUGUACUCGAUAUGUCAGGGGCAGAUAACAUUUCCGCUAGAUCUUUAUUAGAAACUUCGUUGGUGUACGAAAAGUGCAAUUUCCCAUGGUUUUCCUGCUUUAUCAAAUUUUGAUGAGAAGAUAGAUGCGUUUUUUAUCUGACUGCAUGUUUUUUCAGACUUAAAACUGCGAACACAACCAUGUUAAAACGUUCUUAAAAUAUUAUUAAGCCAAGCCUUACAAGUCCUUCUUUUUCUAACUCUGUUUCUUAUUGUGUAAUCUGCGAAAGGUAUAGCCCAUCACUAUGUACAUAAAAAAAAUAUACACCCAUUUGGUAUAUUUUAUGGAACGCACUUUCUUGACACAGGAAUAACAAUUCGGUCUUACAGUCGACGACUGUUAUGUAAGACAGAAUUGUAGCCAAUAUGUAACCUGAUAAGCUGAGCGGGUUAGUGAUUGUUCUGCGGUGGAGCCUCCUCGCAAAGCUAGCGGCGACAAAAAGAACACAAGCAGGCAGGCGCGCGAGAUAAAUCCAGCCAGCUUUGCAGUGUAUCAUAGUACUAUUUACAUGUAUAUAUAACCUUUAUGGGUGCCGAAUGAAUAAUGUAUUCAAUCGUCACUCCUUUAAUAUUGAAGCUUUAAACGGAACGGACCUUUUUUGGCUUUUCGUCUACUAAGAGUACCUCAAGUAAAACAAUCUCAGAUGACAAUUCCUAAAAUACUUACAGUACUAGUGAGAAUCAUCCCGGACUUCAUGAUAAAAAGUACGAAAGGAAAGCACUGCCCAGUAGUUCACAUUUGAACGGUCACACCGUUGGGAUUCAUCCCAGACAUUUAGGCUAUGUCAGAAUCAUAUAACCGCUUCUGGGCUAUAUUUAAUGUUUACACCCGACGGGAUUGCUUUUGCGCAGGCACGAAAACCAUACCGGUUAGGGCUUCUGUUCACCAAUAGGAACAGUGAUUUUGGCGCGAUUUCUGUAACAGAGCGAAGCUGCGCCGCAGUGAUCUCUUAAGCGGAGAGUGACAAUGACAUGUCGGAUAGUGUUCACACUCAACCGGAUAGCUUUUUGUGCCGGCAUGAAAAGGUAUCCGGUUGAGUGUGAACAUAGCCAAAGGCCUGGCAGUCAAAGGAUGGAAGGCCAUAAUGUUAACUGAUUUAUAUCGAUAAACUUGGUGAGCAGAGUAGUUGCCUUAUCAUGUCCUUCACUGCUUGCCUUACUUCUCUGAUCUUCCAGCAAUAGAGUAAUGGGUUUAUAGUCGAGUUUACGUAAAGCAGAGUUAAAGCAAAAUCCUUAGUGAUGAAACCUUCGGGAGACAGCCCUCUCUUCGUCAACAACGCCCUUGCUAUAUUAUAAGGCAGAUAGCAGGUAAUUAAGGUCAAUUGUAGCCACAACGCACUGUUUACUGCCCUUUUAUACCGUGAAACGUUACGUGGAAUCGCCCGGCCUUGAUGGUCUUGGACUUGAAUUUGUUGGUGAUUCACAGUCAAGUAGAUUUUUGAGUACGAGAAAAUAGAGGUGACUAGACACAAUGGUACAAAUAUAUAGGUACACCAUUCAGCUAUAGAAGGAUUCCAAACGUGUAUCGUUGUAACAAAAGUAGACACAAACCAAAGUACACCUACAACUAUAAAACUUCGCCUCAAAGUUACAAUCUGUCUGUAUCUGAGCCCCGGAAUAAGAGCAAGGAGUCUGUCCAGGCUUAUUGCAGUCAGCGUAAAUAAAGACGCUAAACACAACAUAUAGCUUGCGACAGUGUCUACAGUUAGUACAAAGCGACAUAUACCCCAUCGUUCAUACACUAAAGACAUCCAAAAGGUCACUGCAAGAGGCUCCACAAUGAGGCCAACGCAGAGAUCAGUUGUAGCGAGUGAACGAAGAAGGUAUUUGGACGGCGGAUAAAGGGAAUUCUCUUUGCGAAGAGCAACAAGAAUCAGAGAAUUUCCUACGAAUGCUGUAAUGGAAAAAAGAACGUUAAUCCCUGAAAGAACUAUCAGUUGGUUGCGUAUCCCUCCGACUAAUUCUGCCAAGCAGUAGUUAUACAGUUCUUGAAGUUUUUUCAAGCUCUCUUCACUAAAAUUUGUUUGUGCCAUGAUUUUUUACCGUGUGAUUGCUUGUUUUUAAGGGCCGGCGCUGUACGUGUCGCGUCACGUAACUGAAUGUAUUGGCCAGCUACGGGCGUUUUGAAUUAGAUGUCUUCAAAUUGAAGUUAACUUCUUCUGCUGAUAACUUUUUUGUGAUCAAAAUGAGUGAUUGAGAGGCGUUAAAAAUGAACUUACUCCGGAAGACAAAUUUUGCAUGGCCAAAUCCUUGUAAACAAACGUCAAAAUUCAGUGAUUUUUAUACAAUCGUCAAGUAUUAAUUUUUUGGUAAUAAACCAAACAACCACCCCUUCGUGCUUUUACUAUCGAUUAAAAAAUCAACGUAAAGGAAAUUGCUUUUUUUUUAUCUCAUCAGCAGCCUGCUUGUCUUCAAAAUCUAUGACUGAAUAAAAUGACUGAGAAUGAAAAAUAUUCGACUGCUCAGUAAAUAAUUUCCCAAAUCAUGAAAUGAAUAGAAAGCUUCGACUGAUAACCUGAAUCCCCACUAUUUCGAGAUUUUCACUCCCUUGUUAUUAUCAGUUCCUAAAUUACUUAAAAUACACCAAAGUAAAGUUUUAUUGCUUUGUUAUUAGACUUAUUAGAUUGUGACUGCGCCAUCUGGCCAUUUCAAAGGCUAGGCUAACAUGUGUCAUUGUGGUCUCAGUUUCGAUUGUUUCCUUCAAAAUUCAAUUUUAUAAAUUGUAGAAAGUUGUAUCGUGAUUCUUUCUUUGUGGCAUUUAAAGUAUGGUUGACGUUUGUGAUCUUAUGCCACAAAAAUCUAACUGCUGUUCAUUGUAAGUGUCAUUUAUUCCUUAAGUUUUAGUCCGUAAAAAGGCAGAAGUCAAGUAAUUAUGAGGCAAAAUGUAUUCAAGUCCCCAAAUUAAAUUGCUGCUAAAUACAUAUUUUUCAAAGUCUUCGAACAAAUGUGUCACCAAAAUUUCUUUUACAUGCAAGGUAAACAGGAAAUUUACACUGGUAGUAUAUCAUAAUAUAGAGAGUCAGACUGAAAAAACAUAAACCGUUAAGAAAUAAACAUCUCACUGAUUUGGCAAAUUAAAACUGUUCAUUAAUACUAGAAUACACAAACUUUCCUCUCGUUAUUUUUUUAAGAAACUUUAGAAUCACAUUUCCAAGUACGUUUUUGACACAUUUGUUCCUUAUAAGGUCCCGAUAAUGUGUCAACGCAUAAUUGACAUGAUGUUGCGCUUUCAGAUAUAUUUAGAAUGUACUAUUCUCUCUAAUGGCAGAAGAAUCUCUUGCUGUUUUAUUGUCGAAGCUUCCCUUCAGCAGACACUUGUAGAAGAAGGAGAAAGUGUCCGCAACUAGAGGUGGUCGGAUUUGCACUUCAUGCAGAGAUGACCUCUUUGAAGGGUUAAUGACCGUACACUGGCGAAUUUGUCGCGGCGAUGUUUACUGUGAUUUUAGACUGAUCUGUCCGUCGCAUUUUUAUAAUAAAGUGGAACGUUUUAGCUGUGUUCAAAUAUUGCAGAUGAUAGACCACCUAAAAUUGAAAUGUCCCCUAAUAUACAGCCUGCACACAUGUAUCUUAAGUAAUAUUCCUGUGUGAAAUUUUUCACGAACCAGAUUUUCCGCAAUCACGGUUGUUGCCCCCAGUUUCUAAUACCGUUUUUUAGUUGGGCGUCCUUCACAUUUAGACAAAUUUAAAAAAACCUCACAGAAAGUUAAGUGCUACCACAGGUCGCGCAAGCUCGACAUAAAAGUGUCUGCAUUGUUGCGUAACCUUUGAAAGAUAAAAUUUCUAUGGGAAAAAUUAUCACAUUCGUACUUUACAGAAACCGUUUUUCCUCCAUACAAAUCCUUAUGUUUCGAAUGUUACGCAACAAACCGAUACUCAUAUUUCAAGCUUGGGUAACCUGUGAUGUUGCAUACUUAAGGAAGUCUGUGUCUUAAAAACUGAAUGCCAAUCAAAUACUGCGGCAGUUAACUUAGGCCAUGUUCACACUAUGGCGGGGGAUAGCUUUUCGCGUUGGCACGGCAAGCUAUUCGGUAUAGAGUGAACACCUAUCCGAUACGUGACUCUCCACUAUAGCGAUCGGCAUUCGCUUCGUUACAGAGAUUGCACCGAAUUCACUGUUGUUAUGUGUGAAGCGAAGCCCUGUCAGGCAUGAUUUCCGUGUUGGCGCAAAAGAUUUCCAUUAGAGCGGUUUUCAUUUGAGUGUCGAAAGGUAAUUGGUUUUGCGUUUACUACGCUACGUGAUUGGCUUAAAAGAUUCGCGCCACUUUUUUAUCCAAUCAGAAGGAAAACCAAAACCAAUUGUGUCACGCUCGCAUGCAUUUUCCCGCGCUUUGCGUCAGCUACAUGUAAUUACUUCGAGUUUUAAUUGGUUCACUGUUUUGUCUGUGUCCUUUGUGAUUGGCUACAGUAAUUACUUUGGUUUUGGUUUUACGAUACUCUAAUGAAAACCGCUCUAUAGUGUGAAAAAAAGCUUUAAGAACUUCUGGGUGGCUACAGGUAACUUUCAGGCUAAAUUGAAAAAAGUCAUUGUGUGUUUGUGCUCUUUAGAAGAAGAGCGAGAUUCAUACGAUAGAAAGGGCUGGGUUUUAUAGAGAUAUUGAGGCAGAUUUUUCCCGAGGAAAGAUGGGGAAAGCUCUAGUUCAAGCGAUAAUAGUUAUAUUUCACUUUUUGUAGAUUUGAUAGGAAAUAGGGCUUUAUGUCUCCACUCUGACGGAUAACUCUUGCCCCUGCACGAAAACCUUAUCAGUUAGGACUUUUGCUGUCACAUAAGAACGGUGAUUUCGGCGCGGUUUCUCUAACGGAGCUAAGCUACACCGCGCCAUCUUGAAAAUGAAGGCCACCUACAGGUUUCUGUGUAGCCUGUUCACAGACCCUCUAUUUUUUUAAGAGAUCGUCGAGCGCGCUCUGAAAACAGAGACCUAAAGCUCUCUAAUAGAAAAUCGCGGGGGAUUUAUUCACCAGAAUCACAAGGGGGUGGAUAGGCUAGUUUCUUUGCUGCUCAUUGUUGCAUUGCGAGGUAGAAAUGUUUAAGAAUAAAUACAUUGUAACAAUAACGAAAAAAUGAUAACCGUAUAACAGGGGCACCCAACGGGAAUAUAGUUCAAAACCAUUUAACAUAGCAUUGUUGAACGUAAUUAGUAUUUAAACGGUAGAUAUAGGCAUAUUUUUAUCCCCUAAAAACUUUUCAUCUGUUCAGAUUUCCUAGCUGAAAGUCUAGUGGUCCGAAAAUUAUAGGGAUCAAAACUUACCUUUUCGAAAAUUUCAGCCAUGAAAAGGCUCCCGAAAAUUCUAGGUGGCCUUUUUUAGGGUAAAAAUCCGUUAAAAAUGGGUUAUUAUACCAUUUUGUAGAUGUUCGAAAAUCCUAGGAGAGGCAGGCAAGCAAGAAAUUUUACAACAAAUGUUCCGAAAAUUCUAGAUCUCAAAUCGUCUUCCGAACAGAUAUUUUCCGAAAAUUGCCGAUGGGUGCCCCUGCGUAUAACUUAAUAAGUAAAGUGAGUAUGAUGGCUUAACUGGCAGACGACCAAUAACAUAGCGACUUAAUUGACCACCCCACAGGUUGUCGAAACGUCAGUCACUGUCAACAAAAGCCUGCGUGGCAGCCGGCCCACGUAUCGCGUGUAGAAGGUUUAGAGUGUUUGCAACGCGGCUAUGUCAACAACAGUCCUAUUCAGGACUAUGUUCACCCAGACGAUGAUACUCAACCUACUUAUGAAAUGACUCCUGGGUUCAAACCUUUCACAGUAUAACUUAAGUUAGAAUCAAGGUCGAUUGGCAAAAAAGCUGUCUUAUCGUGUCUUUAACUGCUUGCCGAACUUCUCUGAUCUUCCAGCAAUAAAAUAUUGGGUUCAGUGACGAGUUUGCGUAAAGUAAAGUCAAAGCAAAUUCAUUGGCGAUGAAACCAGAUGGUGUUAAUCCUCUUUCAGUCAAGAAGGCGCCUGUUAUUAUGUAAGGUAGAUAACAGGCAACUAAUGUCAGCUGAAACCACAGCGCACUUGAUACAGCCUUUUUGUAUCGAGCUAUAUUGAUCGGAUUCAAAUGACACGGGUUUCCUGGAAUGUGUUGCGCGUGUACUUGAUACCGACGGUGGCGCAAAGUAAUGAAAAUUUUUGUGUAGGAAAAACUGGAGACGAUUAGACACAGUCCCAUAGCGAUAUAACCGUACCAUUCGGAGAUAGGAUGACUCCAGAGAUACCCUGUUGAACCAAAAAUGGACGCAAUCCAGAUAGCAGUUAUGCUUAUACGAGUUCUUGUGAAAGUCACAACUUGUCUGUAUCUGAGUCCCAGCGAAAGGGCGAGAAGCCUUUCCACGGCUAUUGCAGUCGAUGUAAACAAAGACACUAAACACAAAGUAUAGCCAGUAAUAGCACCUACAGCUAACGCGUAACGGCAUAUGCUGGAUCGUUCAUGAUGUGCCAAAGAUAUCCAGAAAGUGACUUCAAGAGGCUCCACGAUUAGGCCAACGAAGAGAUCAGUUAUAGCGAGGCAACGCAGCAGUAAUUUGGACGGCGCAUGAAGGGAAUUUUCCUUGAGAAGAGCUACUAAGAUCACGGCAUUUCCAAAGAAAGCAGUGAAACAGAAGAGAAUGUUCAGCCCUGAAAGAAAUAUCAGUUGGCUGUGUAUCCCUUGAGUUAAAUCAGCAGAGCAAAAGAGUUCUUCAUACGCUUUCAGUGGUGUAUUUUCAGUAUAGUUGUCGUUGGCCAUCGGGGAAAGUGAGCAGGUUCUUGAUAAGGAUGAGUGUUUUAAAUUAACGCAUCCAAUUAUGUCAGCAAUUAACUUCGAUACACAAAAUAGAAAGUUCUAAUCUGCAAUUUUAUCAAUGGAAUUUUCAUUGCACCUGCCAAAACAUCUUCUAUUAAUUGCAAAGCCCACUGUGUUGAAAUAGCUUUCGUUUAAAGUGCUAUUCCGUGGAUGUAGCAUCAAUAGGAGUUUCUACUUUGCGUCACUCGGUACUUGCCACUUUCUCCACUUCCCGCACUCGAACUUGUUCAACAAGCUUUCAAUCAGGUGAUGCAGUUUCAUCCUUCAAAAUAGGUCUUCUGACGUAUUUUAAGUUACGCUUUGUUAAUUGAGUAUGCGGAUGUGCAUGAGCUGUUUUCAUUAAUACACUGCGGGUGUAUGAGUGCGGAGUAAUUCUUGUUGUUAAGGAUUUUCUUAUCCAGCUAUCAUAUUUUCUCAAGUCAAUGUCCCGGCAUUUAUUCAAACGCGGCCUUAAAAGCGUAGGGUCCAGCGGUUAUUGUGCAAAGGGCUUUUAUUCAUAGUUCUUAACAGCCUACGUAUUAUGCCGUUAUGCCUGAAGUUUAUUGUUUCAUAAAUAAAGUCCUAAGCCCGGCUUGCAAUCUAAAAAAUACGAUGGAUCAGCAUUUAAGGUAGCUGCUCAUCAACAAAAGAACGCCAGUGCUAAUGUGCGCAUUUAUCGAGGACAUUUUGACAAUUGCACCUGCACGCUCAUGCUUCUUGAAAAAGCGUCAUGGAGUGUUUAACUAUAUAUUGCUUUUUAACGUUUUUUGAGUGAAUGGAUCUUUAGAAAGUGAAAUAAUGAGACGAUUUUGUUUUUUAAUGUGCGGCGCUUCGUGCCAUAUUUUUCAUGUCGACGUGUCGUGAGCUUUGCGAGAAAAGUCUUUUUAGAUCAUUUAGUUUUUGGUUUUUAGGUAACUUACUGUAAAUAAUGUUACAUGUACACUUCUUCGUAAACGGCGAGCGUGUCUUUGAUCCUUGUGAUUUAACGAACAAAAACCGUAGCUAGAACUGACGACUGAACAAGGUCUAUUAAGACAAAUAAGUAGUAGCCCUGGUUUGUGAUUUAAGACAUACAGGUGCAUAAACAGCGAGCGUCCUCUUAGUUGUAUUUUACAACUCUGGCUUUUUUGCCGCCAUUUUUGCUGCUAUUUUUAAUUGGGCAUAUGAAAUAGUGGCGAGUGGUCGUUGAGAAAUCGCUAUUGUUUCAAAAACUGCUUGACUUCCUUUCAAUGUAAGCGAUUUUCUUGGACGAGAGUUACCAGAAACCCGGGGGGGGGGGACUCCGCAUAUGAAAGGGGUGGGGAUGCUCGUCGUCUCGCUUAGGGUGUAAAUUUCGGAUUUUGGUCGCACUUAGCGUGUUCUGGGCAAAACGCCAUCAUAUCUAGCCGUGAAGGUCUCGUUUAGGGUUCCACACGAAAAAUAUAAAUAUAUAUACAUAUUGUCUGUGUUUCAACAUGGUCUCUUUUAGGGGUCAAAAAAAGUUUGGGCCACGCCCAGAUCGGUCUCCUUUAGGGGUUUAAUUCUUUCAUAUGCGGAUUCCCCCCCCCCCCCAUUGGGGCCCUAUAGUUACCGUAUUCGGCAUAAGGAUCGCAAGGAUCGCCCGAUCUCUCCAGCCGUUACGUUGUACUUUUGCACCCUUUCAAUCCUUACUGUUAAUUCAGCUUGUUUAGUGUAAUGGUAAUAGCGGCCGGGCAUGUUUUUUAGACCUCCGCUAUAAAAGUACCCGGGGGGGGGGGUACUCACAGAAAAAUUGGGUAGGGGUGUGCGGCCCGCUUCCCAAAACCCUUACCCUAUUUAUGACCAAAAUCUGCGAUUUUCCCUACCCUAUUUAUGACCUAACCAAAAAUUUGAUACCCUAUUUAUGACCUGACCCUUAAAUCAAUACCCUGUUUCAGACCUGCCUUAUAAUUAUUUCCCUAGUUCAGACCAAUGUUAAAGGCAAUGUUUAUCUGCUUUUUUAUUAGGUUAGGGGGACAUGAUAACGAAGUAGUCUUCUAAAAAGUGCAUUCAAGACUACAGUGCAAAAAUCGUUACCCUAUUUAUGACCAAAAUGGCGGCAAAAUAGCCAAAAUCGAUACCCAAUUUAUGACCAAAACGGCUGAAAAACCCUACCCUUUGGGGCCGCACAUACCUAUAUAGCCCAUAUUAGGGAGUACCCCCGGUACUACCGCCAUACAUGUAUAGCUACCAAAGAGGUGGAUCCAAAGAGCUAUAAAACUGGCCGUGGAUGUUAAAUUUCGCUAGUAUUACUGAACUUAAAUGAUCGGCUCCUUUUAUAGAUUAAUUUACUUCUUAGAUGAAUUGGGGACAGGAGUAGUCAUAUAUACUCUCAGCUUAUAAAAUGUCAGGCCACCGACAGUAUCACGUAGCGCAAUGUACUCCUAUGACAAGCGUCUAGUUACUUUUUCUAUGUGUUUUCUUUUUUUCUGACCAAUAAUUCACUUAACUAGUGCACAAGAGCAAUUGAAGUUUCUUUCCUGUAUUUAUUGAUUAUUGUAUUAUUGUGUUGUUGAUUGUUUUGCAGGUAUGGGAGAUGGAGACAGGUCAGUUUGUGUAUCAGGUGACAGACGCCCAUGGUCCGUCUACUGAGAUAACAGCCAUGACAGUUGACAGCUCAGGCUACAGACUAGCAACGGGGGCUUACAAUGGUUAGGCUCAAUAAUAAUAUGAUGACGUUAUAUGUUAUCUUAUAUAUGUGGAUGUGAUUGUCGCAGUUAUACUAUCAACCUACGCGGUUGAGCUGUCGUUCAGUUGUGAAAAUAAAUUGCCGUAAAUGUUGUAAUUGACGCCCCUCUCAAAUAAACGCCCCCAGUCUAAUAGACGCCACCCCCAUGAGAAUUACACCAAAAUACUAAAAAAAAAAUCAAAAAGCAGCAAAAUCAUUCAAUUUAGUCAUUUUGUUGGCUUGAUUAACAAAGGUUUUCGCUUUGCAUCUUGUUCAGUGGUCAAGUUCAAAGAAAGGAUAGGCAAACGAUUACAGCACAAUGAUCCUGAAUGAGGAUUCUGACAUCGAUUUUGAGAUCUGAAAGAGCGAUGUGGAUCUCUGGACGGCCUAGAAGUAUCAAUGGAUGGACUGAAUAUUUUGUUGAGCUUGUUGCAAAAACGCCUCCUAUCCAUUAAACGUCCCCUCUUGGACUCCUAAAAUUAGAUAAACGGCCUGAGCGUCUAUUAGAUUAUUUACGGUACUAGUUUGUUGAUCAUAAUCACAUGACUUUUGUCGAGCAUAUAGUUUAUUUGUGGCCCGAGUGGCAUCAUUUGCGCCCGAACAAGGCCAAACUGCUAUUUUUUUUCAUAAGGAAAGAUUGUUUAACAUGAAAUCAUGUUGCAGGCGGCAAAUUCCAUUUUCAGCGCACACUUUGCUGUUUUGCCCGCGAAAAGGAACGUUUUGGAGAGGGCAGUGGCCGCGUGUAGUGAUUAUAAUUCCUCUUCAUUCAAAGUCCCUGUAUGAAACUUUUCUCUUUAGGUAAACAAAAUAGAGGCAAUGUAUGGAAGGCCGCGUGUAAACGAAAAAGUUGAACCUCCCUCAACUUUUAUGUUUACGCGUAGCCAUUAAUACAUUGCCACGUACGCAUCUAGAAAUUAAGCCACAAAAUCCAUCUUAACGUUUGAUAUGAGUUCAUACAGAAAACAAUUUCUACAUUGAAUUUUCAGGUUCUAUAAAGGUGUGGGAUUUUGGCAGUGGUCAACUUUACAAGAAGUUCCCGGAUGAACAGACAAAGAAGCGGCAUGAGGACACUAUAACAGGUCUGGUCUAUCACACGAUGUAUGGCAAGAGGUGUCUCUUGGUUUCAUCGUGGGGGAAGAAGAUUAGAAUCAUGGAAGUAGGUUAUUGAUAAUUAUAGCGUUCUUUAGAUCUGACCGUUUAUGAGCGCCAGAUAAAGUGCAAGUAAAACUUAAAAAAUUCUGGCCGGUUUUGUCACAGGGUGGUCACACAAUCUGUAUGUGUAACCAUUUAUGUAUCUGCAUGUGUAAGUUUAUAGUAAAUGUAUUGGAGCUAUUGUUUGCUGUAACGAUAUAUCGUUAAUUAGUAAAAUCCAGCUAGUGGUCUAUUAUCAAUGCUGCGUUCUGAUAGGUUGAGCUACUACUAGGCUAUAUGUUAUAGCCCACUAGUAGCGAAAAGCGCCAGUCUAAUAGACGCCACCCCCAUGAGAAUUACACCAAAAUACUAAAAAAGAAUCAAAAAGCAGCAAAAUCAUUCAAUUUAGUCAUUUUGUUGGCUUGAUUAACAAAGGUUUUCGCUUUGCGUCUUGUUCAGUGGUCAAGCUAUUGUUUGCUGUAACGAUAUAUCGUUAAUUAGUAAAAUCCAGCUAGUGGUCUAUUAUCAAUGCUGCGUUCUGAUUGGUUGAGCUACUACUAGGCUAUAUGUUAUAGCCCACUAGUAGCGAAAAGCGCCGGCUUUGAAAACCUUAACAAUGGCGGCUGAAUCGCGUUUUGGUAGCUAACGUUGUUUUUGUCUUGAUAUUUUUGACCAACUAGUUGGAUUUUACUAAAACAAUUAUUCCUCUCGCCCUCAUGGCCUCUGAGUCGAUAGCCCAUUCGGUCUUCGGCCUCAUGGGCUAUUGACUCAAGAGCCCAUUCGGGCUGAAGGAAUAAUUGUUAAUUAUUAACGUGGAUCAGUGUUAAAUAUGGGUACCCUGUGGUUUUGUGCUAAGACAUCUCGCUCUUCCCUCUGAUACUAGAAAAUAAGGAAAUAAGACUGAGCUGGUUUGCAAAGUCGUAUUCGCACUCUUGUCUGGAUAUUUUAAAAAAAGCAAGACAAAAGCAUGUAGAUACAACACUAUACCAGUUUAAAGGGGCUGUGUCAUGGCGUCCAGUUCAUUUUGUUUAAUUUUGCCAAUUACUCGCCCUCAAUCGCUAUGGAACUUAAAAGGCAGGCAAAGAAAUUACAUGUAAAUGACAAAAUCAGAGAUCCGAGAAAAAAGAAGAUGUCUCCCGAGCAUUAUUUUUGAAGUUGCAAGCAGCAGGGAUCAACUUUGAUUUCAUUAACAACCCAGUAAAUGGUAAGUUAUUAUUAAGUGAAAAAAAAUUCUUGUGUGAUAUGGCUAUGUAAUUGUUGUCCGUAACAGGACCCUGCCGAUGUACAAACACUCGUUGAACUCAAGGUUUUAUCGGAUCUUUUCGUCCCGCCUGUGCCAAUCUACAAGGACAAAGGUAAUGAUUUUCUUCUUGACACAUGCCAUAGGGAAAAAGCUGCAUAUAAGAUUGCUUAUACCCUUUCAGCAAUUUCUCGUUUCUCUAAACAUGUACGAAUUUGAUGAACCAACCCAAUUCACUCCUUAAGUCAGUUGUGGAAUCUGCUACCGGUUGUUCAAACGUUGGAUAGUGCUAUCCAUCGGAUAAAUCACUAUCCAGCGCAUAAUUGCGCAAUUGCGCUCCUGGAGGGGGGGGGGGGGUUGGGGAGCAUUCAAGGGAAGUCUGGUUAGAGCUGUGCUCCGAGGCCUUCAAACCCCGACCCUAUUUAAGACGGGAGACACUAUUUUCUGAGCCUGAUUUGUUUUGUUCUCGUACAGAAUUAAGUAAUUUUUCACACUAAAAUCGUGACAAUAGAUGUUUACGAAAAAACUUAUUGGUAUUACAAAUGUAGACCGCUCAUCGCAAGUCUUCACACUCUUUGAAAAGCUUCCAGUCCAAAAAAACACCCUGUUCAAGACGCUUAAUAGUGAAAUUGCGUACCCUGUUUAAGACUCAAGACCUUGGGAAAACUUUGUGUUUAAGUCGCUUUUCUUUGCUUUGUUUUGACACCUCUGGCCUGCCUCCUACUUUUCAGUGUGCUUAAAAAUCUAUUGAGAACCCUGCCCUGUUUAAGACUCAAGACCUUGAAAAUCAUACCCUGUUCAGUGGCACAUACCCGCAUAAGACCAAAUAUGGGAGUGGCCCCCUUAGGAUUGCGCUAUCCUCCGGAUAGAGAUUUAUCCAGUACAUAGGGUUAUCGACCUUUUUAGCAUUUGGGACCAGAUUUUUCGACAUUUUCAGCCAAAUCAUAUUCUGGCAUCAUUUGCAUUGACGUUGAGACCUUUUUAACAUCAUCACUAUCACUAUCGAUAUUACAACAUAAAAUCUAGGUUUUCAUAAUUUUCGUUUUUUUUUUCAUUUUGGGCUUAGUUACAAUGACUAUAAACACUAUCUUAUUGCAUUAUCUUACAUUGCCUGUAAGAUAAUGCCCGCUAAAAACGUAAGAGCUAGCCAACCAUAUUUUUGGCAAAACUACCAAACAAACAAAAAUGAAGCAAAGAAAUAUAUUUUCUUCAUGUAUAUAGCUCUGAAUGGCUUUCAUUUGACUGUUUUUUUUGUUGUUGUUGUUUUUUGGGAGGAGGGGGGCCAUAUUCGGGGCUGCAACUUUCUUGACUAGCAUUGUAUACCUUCUGUUGUUGUUGUUGUUUUUAAUUGAUGUAUUUUUUUGUGGUUUUGUUUUUUGUAUUAAGAUGAACAAGCCCCUUUCGUGUCACGAGCUCCCCUUCCCUCAAUUGGAGAAACCCAGGAGGUCAAAUCAAGCAAUGAGGUAAGGACAAAGAGACGUGCGAGGUGUAAAUUAACAGAGAUCUCAGCCCAUUUAAAGCUUUGGUAAAACGGGCAACUAGCUCUGCAACAUUGGUACAAAACGAGUUAAAACCACCUACUUUUGAACCUGUCUUGCAACAAAUCAGUUUUUGCAAGUUGCUUUCGGGAGUUACGUCACUUAUUGCAAAGCAGGUUUGCCUCGGACCGGUAAAACUAGCAACAUACACAGAGUUUGUCCCAAACAGUAAACUACAGCGUACUUUCUGCAACAACUUUUCGCAGCUUGCAGCAUUUGUUGCGAGACAGGUUUGAGCGUGGGUGGUAAAACGUGCAACAUCGCAGUCUAAUCAUUUUGCAGCAGUUUCGCAAAACAGGUUGCACGUUUUUGGUGCCCGUUUUAACGUACCUUAACACUUUAAAUUCCAAUAGUGACCAACAUCAGCUUUCUCUUAACGAUAUCAAUGCAUUACUUAGAGAAAAAGUGUGAGAAUUAAUAAAAUGAUCACCAAAGGAAAACUGCUUUGAUCUUUUAUCAAAUUCUUCUAACUAAUUCAUUAACGAAAUGUAUGGAGAUCAGUCUGGAGAAUUUUUAUGUUGAUACUGGGACUUAAAGGGUUAAAGAAUUUAGGCAACAGGAAGUCCUGUUUGCUUGGUUGUUUGUUAGUUUAUUUCCUUCUUGAUAAAGUCGAGUCGAUGGUCUGUAAACUCACUUGUAGAAUGUUGGUCGAGUUUCCCCGUUGCCGUCAUCACUGAUUUUCGUCUGUGCUGUGUUUAUUCCAUUUCAGGAGUAUGCCCUCUCUCACUGUGACGUGACGUGUUUGGAGCAUAUGUCUCCUUUACUCUUCGCGGGUACCACAAGUGGAUCGGUUAUAAUAUGGAACCUAGAGACAGAGAAAAUCGCCCUACGGUAUUCUAAUUAUGUAUACAGUAUAUAUGAAUUACAGAGGGGAAUCUAUCGUCAUUAUCGUUCUUGUUGCUUUCUUUGAUUUCCAAAAUGCACUGGAUAUAAAAGAGUUUUGAUAGACUUACCGGCGAACCUUUAGUUUGUCCGGGCAAAUGGUCAUCUUGGCCGGACAUUUUACGUUGCCCCGUCGUUAUUUUGGCGGCCCUGCACUCUAUACUCUGUUUACUAGCUUGAGCACAAAACUGGAUUAAUGGAUUUAUCGGUUCUUUUGCUUCAGGUGUGUUCCGCCAAAAUCUGCAAGUGCGAACAGUAGCAAAUACAAGCGCCAUCACCAGGAUGAGCAGCUGGUUUAUAGAUGCCUUUAUUUGGUUCAUCGGGUCAGGAAACCCAUCAUUUACGGAAAAGGGUAUAAUAAUUAAUUGUCAGAUAUACCGAAACGUGAGAGUUUAAACUGUUAGGGUAACACCCGCUUAGGCAACGCAUAUUGGUGUAAAUACGGUAAUCGCCAAGAAAAAGAGCGAGUUGUGGCAAAAGAUAAUGAACAGUAAAUGACAAGUGUUUGCCGUUUGCCGUCAACGGGACCGUCUUUAAUAGAACCUUUUAGCAUCAGGUUUUCCAUGGCAAACCGCAAAAUGCAUUUGCGGUUAGGCCUUUACAGUUUCACGGUGCCGGGAUUUCAAAUUUUAGCAAGGCGUUCAUUGUUAAGUGUUUUUCGUCAAGUCGAAGUGCAUCACUUUUAUCGCCCCUAAAACAUGAACGGUUCGUUGAUUCGAGUUCAAAAAUCUAACUAGCACAUCGCAGACGGACGCAGAAAGCCACUUCGAUUUUUAGUGGCCAAAAACCUUUUGUCACUUACCGCUGGAAGCCCUUCUUGCCGUUCAAACGGAAACUGCAAACGCCACCACAAGACCGUGGUCACGUGACAUGCCAAACUAACCGCGAUUUUGUUACACUGUGUUAAUCCCUAUUAGAGAGUUUCUUAGCUGAUAUGAGGGCUGUCACUAUAUGUAAUUAGUAGGCGUAGAGUUGAACAUCUGGGAAGUUUUUUAUAAAAGUAUCCGGGUCCCGGCCCAUACUCCAAGUACUAUGACUGAUAAAGAGGACAAUGCCACGUGCUAGACGCUCUUCCUUAAGUGCUUCUUCUAAUUCCUCAAGUAAAAUUUCACGGCAACGGUAUUAUAAAAAAAGAUAUUUCCUGGACAUUCCUUCCAUUAAGGAUAUCUUCUGCAUGCUCGUCACUGCUGAUCUGGUGAUACAAACUUGGAAGCUAACCUGCAGGUUUGGGUUGCGUUCGAAGUGGAACGCAAACCUAGACUUUUGACCUCGGACAGGAAGCAGUCUUUUUUUGUAAGUUUAGCUCAGUACUUUACAAGGCAGGUACGUGGAGAUUGAAAGAACAAACUUCCCGAAAGAAGACCGAGGUAAAGUUGUCUCCUCUCUAGUUUCCUUCAAGUACUUGCCAUGUUUUUUUUCUCAUUUUCGUUCGUUCACUAGCUCGAUCUGCUCGCUCGCUCAUGAGUUCUAAGGGGCUGCUGUCUGUCUUGCUGGGCCAUCCUGUCUCCUCCGCAGAGGCCUCUUUGUGUCGUAGGGAGGCUGGGGAGAGGGAAAAAUAAAGCGCGUGGGAGACGAUGGGAAGGGGAAAGGGAUAAAGCGAGGCCCAGGCUCCCGCCUUUUCCUUCUUCCAUUAUUGUUAUUGUUGAGAUGUCUAGCCGGAGCCUCUGCGGAGAGAGCGGUUUAUCCAAUAACAUUGUUGGAUGAAGACGGACUAAUAUGUUGGAUCAGUUGAAUGAAUAUUAUCGUAUUUUUUCCUCUUUCAGUAACGUUAAAUUUGAAGACACUACCCGCGAAGUAGGUCACGUUAGCUUUAAUACAGAAGAUGUGAAUGGCAGUCAGGGUGAACAAGCUGAAAUUGAAGGAGAAGAAUACGUUCACGAAAACCAGAAGCAAACAGAUGAAGACAGCGCAGAUAAAGAAGAAGGCGAGGCACGAUCAGAGAAGGUGCAAGAAAACGCGGAGAAAGGUGAAGAUAAAGUUAUUAAUGAGGAUGAGCAAGAGGGAGAGGAAAGUGACGAGAAUAAGGAGACCAUUAUUGGAGAGUUUUUACAAGUCAGUGAGCCGGCUUUGGUUUCUUCUCACCAUGAUGGCUUUUUACGAUUCUGGAAUUUAGCGGUGAGUUGAACAGUCUCGUUCCUAGACUGUCCCUAAAUUCUUCUGGUACCCAAUGCGCUGAAUACGCUAUUCGAGAGAUCUAACCCCUGCACCAACCCCCACUGUAACUGUAAUUGUAAUUUGUUUACCUACAAAACACUUAAGAAUUGGUAAGAACUCGCUUAAACGUGUCCAUGCGUUACAGACCGAACUGGAAUUUGUAAGUUUUAGUUUUUUUGGAGCUUUUUGGAGGGGAAACCGGAUUACCCCGAGAAAAACCUCUCGGACCAAGGGAGAGAACCAACAACAAACUCAACCCACAGUAUGGCCUAUUUUUGUUAUAAACUGGUCGAUUUGCCGCAAAAAUUUUCGUCUGCUUCGAUUAUUGUCCCCUAGUUAAGUGGCCCUACCAUCUCGUAAAUAUACGCACGCUGAAGUUGAGAUCAUUUAUUACGGCGAAUUUUUAUGGCAUUUAUUCGUAGGGAACUCUGUUAUCUGAGGUGCGAGCGAUUACCAGGCGGCAGGCAUCAGCAGUAACUUCCAUGUGCACAGAUGCGGACUGUAAUUUUGUUAUCAGUGGAGAUGCAAGUAAGAGUUGUUUUCAUAUAUGGCCUAUGCUUCAUGUUUGUUUGUUUGUUUAAAAGAACGAAGAAAAAAUUAAAAAAAAAAAAAACUUGUGUGAGGUUAGCGAGCUCUUGGCUGUUUAUCAUUUACAAAAAGUUUCCCGAAAAACCGUUUGAAAAGUAAAUGGAACACAGCUUUUCGUGUCGUUUCAGUGGAAAAUUCCUGGGAGUUACGGAACAUCUGAAACGGUAGUCUGUUUUCCCGGAAGGAGUUUUCCAAACGGAAAGUCGUGUUUUAUUUGUUCAAACCCAUAUUUGAUACCAAUUUCAGGCUUUCGCGGCCCUUUUUUCGGUAAAAGGAACUGAUUUGUGCAAAUGGAAACACAAUUCCAGAAUGAAAUUUACCAGCCCUGAAUUUUUCUCACCCGUUUUCCCAAACCCUUAUCGAUCUGAAAACAUAACACCCAGUACUACGGAAAUUCUUUACGGUUACAAACCCGAAUCAACACGCUUUCGCGCUGUCAAUCAUUAUCUACUAAUUGCACGCUACUACAUCCACGUUGCUAGAAACAAAUCUGAGAACCCGAGACUAGAUGUUUUCAUUGUUCUUCUGGUGAUUAAAAUUCAAUGUGAAAGAAAAAUUGCUAUUGAAACCGAAAAACCACACCAAAUGCAGAAACAAGUGGACCGCUUUGUGCAUUUCUGACAUGCGUUGUGACUUGUGUGUGCUUUUUUUUGUUGUUGGUGUUCUUUCUUUUAAAUACCUUUCUUUUGCUCUUGCUUACUAUUGUAUUCUCCCUUGCUGUAUUUAUUGUAGGCUUUCUUUAGUGUUUUUAUUUUCUUUUUCUGUUUAUUACAUGACUUGCUUAUUUUAUUACUGUAUCAACCUGGUUGUAUUAACUGUACGCUUUUUUCUCUAGUUUAAUAAAUUUAUGAAUUAAAAGAAAAAAUCAUGAACCGAUCAGUUUGCCCAUGUAAAUGGUAGACAACCAAUAACUUUGGGUUUACCAAGUGGAAACUCGAUGUUACAGGUCAAAAUUAUAUUCAGGUUAAAUUUUUUUGUCUCAUAGCCUAAUUCAUGAAUAAUCAGGGUUAAGGAAAUUGAGAAUCAACCUCGGUUAAAAAAUUUUAGCCUGAAUUUAAUUUUGACCUCCAACAUAUACAUCCAUGACUAAAAGUCUUGUUCUUUUACUGACCUGUAUUUAGAGGGUUACAUCACCGUGUGGGAGGUGGGGAGCUUUCUUCUUCACCCUCCAACGGAGAGCGACGGAGAGGAACAUAAAGAAGAAGAACAAGAGGGCAACAAGGAAGAAACGAGGAGAGAUCCCACGGUAUUUAACACCAUUUCGUCUCCGGCUCAACGGUUGAUACGCACCUUUUUGUCCAAUAGUUUUAUAUAUUUCCUCAGGGAUUGUAGAGGGAACGAAAAGGAAGCGCAUAUGAAAAUCACCACCAGCGAAAUUAAUGUUCUUUCUUUACUAUUAACUCCACCUUACUACGAUCAGUUCGCUUGGUGCCGAAGAGACUUAAUUUCUAUCCCUUUUUCGAUGAAUAUAGACUGGUAGGUUGCAUCACUUGUACGCCAUAAUGUGUAAUACCCCAUAGGCGAAACAGUUAUACCCCAUAGGCGAAACAGUUAUACCCCAUAGGCGAAACAUCCGAAACAAGCCGGCAAAAACUAGGCGACUGGUUCCGAGAACAUCUUCAAGAUGUUGAAAGAAACGACGACGACACGUCAAACCAGAAGCUCGCCAUUUUAAUCUCGCUAAUCAUUGCAACAAAACAUGGCAUUCUUCGAUUUCCAAUCUCUCUUCACCAUUGUAAUACGGAAAACUGCAAAAAUAGAGAGAUUAAGAUGCACGUUUACGUCAAACGGUAGACGUGAAUUUUUACCACUUGAAUAAGUUUUCCCCUUAUUUUCCGUUUACUCUUUAUUGCUUCUAUAAAAAAAAUAAGUAGUUUUGUGCCAGUUUUAACCAUAAGAAUCGUUCGGGACUGUAUUUAUUUGCUUAUUUCCUAUUCUGAGAAAUUCUCAACUCGAGUCCGACGUUUGCCGUAUGCGGUAAACGUGAAUCUUAAUCUCUGUAAUCUAGAUCAACAACGUAUCUUUCAAAGCGGCACCCUACGUCCCCAUGGAGUCGACAAAUGCUUCUCAUUCAACCAAUUUAUUCCUGUUUUUCACGUAACCAUGUUCCCACCAAGUGGUCUCACCUGUUAUCAUACAAGUGAGAAGCAAGGAUCAGCCCGUCUCGGGAGACUAUGGAUUGGCGCUCUGGCCAAGGUGCACUCGACAGCGUCCUCUCUGGCCACACGGUUCAGUGUCAGUUACCAAACCAGUCUCUUGAGUUGGUGGCGUCUGCUAUGAUACUACCAUUCUACUAGUUUUACCACUAUAAACUACAGGAUACUUGUGAUAGCCAAGUUCGUAAUACUAGGGGUUUUUUUAUUUGGUGCAAUGAUCGGGUUUUAUGGAUUUUAUCCUUUUUUACAGAAUGUCAUUAAGCAGGUUGUUUGUUGGAGGGGACAUCUCACGCGAGUUGUGGGACUGGAACACGUGCAAAGCUCUGGCGUCAUCGUGUCUGCAUCAACCGACUGUUCUGUUAGGUAACUAGUAGACUGUAAAAAUAUUUAUUUGAAUUGUUGUUGAAAUAGUCAGUAAAGGUACUGUUUCAUUGGUCGUAUUAAGGGGGCGUUACGGUUAUUUUGGGGUAAAAUGAGGUUGAUUUAGGAAGGAAAUAAAUUGGGGUAGAAAAGGUGUACACAUAAACCAGUUAGUCCGCUAAUGAGAUCAGAGGCACCUUGUUGCUGGUGGUUGACUAUCUGGUACUCCUUUCCACCAAUUAUUCACUUCAUAUUUUGAUUUUGGGGGAAUUUUCCAAAUUAUUUUAAACAUAGUCCCCUAAUUUUUACAUUAAAAAAGAAAAAACAUCAUAAAACCAGAAUUAGGGUCUGCUAAUGGGAUCGAGUUAUUUAAGAAAAAGGGUGGAUAUCAACGAAAAAUAAUGCUUUUAACCAGCUGCCCGCUUAAAACAAAUUUUGUGGUCAGGAUAUAUUUAUUAUUGGAGCCACUGCGAUGAUUCAGGUGUUUGGAUAUUUUCGGUUAUCCAACUUUACCCUUUAGCUCCCAAGAGUGACCAACAUCAAUUAACAACAUCAGGAUCGUGGACGCCCAAUUCGACCACUAUUGGGCGCCACUCUAUCUAUUUUAAAUGUGCAAUCUUAGUAAUGUUAUAUAUGUCUAUAUUUUUUCAUUUUCUUUCUGUAAUACUUAUUUUUUGUGGCAAAUGCGGUAAAUCAAUAAAGAAUAAAUAAAUUUCUCUUAAAAAAAUAUUAAAAGAAAUGUAUGGAAAAGUUUAUUUUUUGUGGAUCUUUUUUAAAACGUUCGCGUUUGACAGCAAAGGGAAGGGAAAAACGUCGACCAAGGGCACGUGAACUUUAAGUUUUCUGCACGUAUUCUCAAAAAAAUAGACACGGAAAAGUUUUGUAAACACGGAAUUGAUCAGUUUUCUCUUUUUCUGUCCUUAUAGAGUGUGGUAUCGAGAUACGGGUCAUUUUAUCGGCUUCUUUAGCCAGCCGCGACUCUGGCACCUGCCAUCUGCUAAGUCUGUACCGUCCACACCUGUUAGACCUUACGACAUCUCCGAGGUAAGUAGACAUAAUCAGUAGCAGUAGGGAAAACAUAGACGAUUUUGUUCCGUCAUAAGUUAUAAUAACUCGCAGGCUGUUUUAUUGUAUAAUUGCUGUUAAUUGAUGGUCUCUUUUCCUACUGAUAAUUAUUUUAAGAUAAAAUAUAUUUUUUACUUACACGCAAAGAUCGUCCCAGUGAAUUACACAACUGGUGAGGGAUGAUCUUUACAUUUAUUUCCUCAUUCCGCGGUUCUGAGAUAUGAAAUUCAUAUAUUCAUAACGUUAAAGUAUGUUUUUUGUCAAGUAAAGCGAUUUUGGCGACAAUGGUACUAUCCUCGCGUUAAGAUUUCAAGACGUGGACGAAAAAAUAGGCAGCGUGGUCAGCACUUCGGACUUUCAAUCCGGUGGUCCCGGGUUCGAGUCCCGCGCUGGGCACUUGCUGGAUAUGUUCUAGGUAGUCAGCCUAAAUCCAACUGGUCGCCUCCUGUCAUUUGGGGUUCUUAAUUCUGUUUUGUUACAUUUGAAUUAUAAAUUUGUUUCAAGUAGUUGAGUGGAGUGCCUGUAAACUAGCUGGAUAUGCUAAGUGCACUUUCCACUGUAAACAAACCUUAUUUACUUAUUUAUUUUAAGAUACUUACUAAGAGAAAAUAGGAGGUUCCCAAAGCUUUCAUUUAGUCUAUUUGAUCUGGCCCCAGUUGUUCAAAAGGUGGAUAGCACUAUCCACAGGAUAAAUCUCUAUCCUGUGGAUAACACAAUUGGUUUCUCUAAUACUUAUCCGCUGGAUAGCGAUUUAUCCAGUGAAUAGCGCUAUUCAUAAUUUGAGCAUCCGGGGCCAGAUUCAACUUACAACAAAAUUUUUAGUUUCUUUUUCGAUUUUCGAAAGAUGUUUGUAACUUUAUGUCGUCGGCUUUACCAUAAUUUGUUUGUACUAAUCGUGUAAUGUCUUUCUAUAUUUUGUUUCAUCAGGGCCCGAUCAAAACUCUGAAAAACAUCCCCACCAAAGCAGUCAACAAAACAAAUGACAGCGGUGUGGACUGCCCAUUGAUGUUUGAUGAUACAAGGUGGUUAUGUCUUUGUUGUUGUUGUUUUCUUAUUUUUAUUUUGCUAUUAAUUAUUCGAGGUCAUACCCCUUUGAUCAUGGAAAGCCGACAUUUGUAGAAAGCGCCAAACGGGCCUGGUCAUCGUUGCCAGCGUCGGUUUAGAUGCGGGAUAUAAUAUGAACUCGCGCAGGAAAAAAAAAAGAAGAUACGAGCCACCCGCCGGUCACACGACCGAGAAUCUAGCAUUUCCACUUCACCCCCCGGGGGGGCGGAGGGGGGUGAUAGGCCCCAUCAAAAGGGUUAUCCGGCAGACUCCUAGUAUGAGUCCUUCGGGCAAACCAUGGCCACACUGGAAGUUAUUUGAAAGGGGAGGGAUUUCACGAGUUGAGUUGCAGUGUAACUUCGCCUUUAUACGACCACCUGGUUAUUACGACCAUAUUCUUUCGACCCAAACGUAGAAAUCAUCUUAUUAUUUUGAAGACCCCGUUAAUGCGACCACCUCGUUAUUACAACCAGGAUGUUAUGGCCCAACGGUGGUAGCAUUAAGCCUUUAAGCCCUAAGAGUGAUCAGCAUCCAAUUUCUCCUUGUAAUAUCAAUGCUUUGUAUAACACGGUGGUCAUGAGAAUUACGGACAUGAUCACACAAGAUGAAGUUGAUUGGUAUUUCAUCAACCUCUCCCCACUACUUCUGUAGGAAAUGAAUUAGGGCAACAAAUGAGAAUUCGAUUUUUGAUCUCAGGGUUUAAAGGGUUAACGGGGUUCCACUGUAAUUGUUAAGUAUCUUCGCUUAAUCUUGAAAGGACAAAACUACGACGGUUGCUCGAUUAUUAAGUGGACAGAUAUGCAAAAUGUUGCUUUUUUGACAAACAUGAUAUAGAGCGGGCAGAAGUUAUUAAGCUCAUGUCAAGAGUUUGCUGCGUUUAUUGUCGGGGUCGCAAGUGGGAUAUGAGAAUGGCCUGCGUGUGCGUGGGAGAAAUCGCGUGCGCUCUUCGCUUUUUCGCGCGCUUUACUGUCCCCUUUCCUUUUCGCUCUCAAACGCUUGCAACGAACGCAAAUAACAGAUAAUGAGGUUGAAUUUUUCAUAGAGUAAUACGCAAUAUCUCUUUGUUUGAUAGAUGGUUACCAUUCCGACAUUCCGCUCAAAGAGAAACCAGACCUAAAGGCAAUGAAAAGAAGUUCUUUGAUUCUUUGUCUAAACCCAAGGUAAGUUCAGUGCUUCUCUUCAACUUUUUUCCUAAGCCGCUCUAAUACAAACAAAACGUUUUCCACUAGUUUGCGUACUGCAACUAAAUAACAAGUAGAUUCAGUAUGGCUCAAGUGAGUGUAAUCCGUCUAAUUACUUUAGCCUUUUCAUACACGUAGUUUUCUUAAAAGAUCGUCGCUCUCGCGCUAGCCAAAUUCCUUAAAAGAGAAAAGAAAAGAAAAGAAAAAACGUCUGUGGACAGGUUACAAAUACCUGCACAGACUGAAGUCAUUUUCUUAGUCAGGGUUAGUUAUGUAUUCAGGAAUCUUUACUUAACAACUAAAGGAGAAAAGUUUUCGAGAUUAACUAAUAAGUGACAAGCCACGAUUUCGAGUUGAAGGAGUCAGGAUUCCGAGUUGAGAUUUCGAGUCGGCAUUUCGAGUAAGGAUUUCAGCAUUUUCGACAUUUCAGAAUUUUCGAUUCGAGGAAUUGCAUUUCAAUUUAGUCAGCAAAGGGUUCCAGCAAAACUCAGAAUUUCGAGUCAGCAUUUCGAGUAUGGAUUUGAUAGGAACCACAAAAGGCGGAAAAUUCGGGUGAUAGGAACCACAGGCAGCCCAAGUUCAGUGUGAGUGUUUAGUCAUCAAUACUCGUGGUAUCAUAUCGUGUAAUUCUCAAAAUGGCCGUGAAUAUAAAGGAUUUGUGUGGACACACGAUACAUUGUGUGAGACGAUGUUACAAAAGGUGACUAUCAUAAGGUUACCUGGACUACCACUGUUUGUCAGUUCAGUGUUUUAGCCUAAGAGAUCACAACUGAAAUCAGCACAUCGUGUAGCCCAGUGCCCUGUUUUUCGCCCUUUUUUGGAUGUUUGUGCAGUUGUUAGCUCAACAGUGUAAUUGUCGGCAUUUUCCUGGCCAUAACUACUGCCGCUGUCACUUUCACUGUCACUCUCAUACAAAGUCAGGUCAUUAUCAUUGUCACUUUUACUCUUAUCAUCCACUGAUGUGGUGACAGGUGCGCGACAUCAGGUAAAGUAUAGACUUCUGGGAUGUUUUUUCAACAUUCCUCAUUGAAAUGUCAGCAGUUUUUCUCACCUUGAAAAUUCUUUUUCCUCUCUUACAAAGACCGUCAUGAUCCAAGUAUUCGUCUUGUUCAGAAACGGUCACUGAUUCAGAAACAUCUCUUGUACGUCGUUCUUCACGGUCAUCCUGUCGCUGCUUUUGUUGACCGUUUUUCACGCUUUCUUGUCAAGAUAAAUGCUCAAUGUAUUUCUUCACAUACCUCUCAUCCACAAUAAACUUCUCAGAAAAUUCCUUGAUGACAUUAGUAUCAUCUUGGUGCAAGGAGGUUGAGGCACCAGCGAUUGUAUAUUAAAUCGAGUUCUUUGAGUUCAUCUACGCUAUUUAUAUAUUGGCACAAACAAAAAUUAUUGUGAGUUUGCUAAAGCAGGUUGGAUAAGGUUCUUUGUGUCAAAUACAGUCGAACCUCCCAUAUGCCGGAGCACCCAAAGUGCAAGACUGAGUGGACGCUUACGGGAGGUGUUGUUACAAGAAUCAAACCACAUGGGGGUCUCUUCCGAGAAGAGUUUCAGGCACCUUCACUUUGUGGAAGAUAAUUUAUUGCAUACAAUCUCUAAGUUAGGACAUGUGUAGUUUCAAGUUGUCAGUAAAGUUCUUCGUAUAUUCAAAGUAACAUAUAGACUACGAGUAGUCCCCCAUUUUUCCCCAGGGAUAGUAGAGCGGCGAAACGCGAGCGCGCGAGAAAAUCACCCCACGCGAGAAAAGGCGACGAGGAAAAAUGGGGGACUACUCGUAGUCUAAGUAACAUAGUGCACACAGCGAAAAUAGAGAUCAUAGAAUGCGGCAAGUGGUCGUUUACCAGAUGUCAAGAACAAUGGACAGUCAUUAACCCGUCAGGCCCGAAAAGUGGUCGCGAUCGCUUACGGGAGGUGGUCGUUUACUAGGGGUUCCAACUGUGAGGCUUUGACUGGGAAAAUUUUGGUGUUUUGGAUUGGCCUUCGCUUAUGGGAGGUGGUCGCUAACGAGAGGUGGUCGCGCAUGGAGGUUCGACUGUAGCCAUAAAAUUUUGGAAGACCCUUGUUUUAGCUGGGUUAAUAUCCCGGCCUUUAACCAAUUAAUGGAUGCUUGAAAUUGCUCUGUUAUCCCUUCCGCACGUAAAAAAAUAAUUCACAAGACAUCCAGCAGAACCUAAACGAGAUGACUCCCUUGUUUCUUUAUUGAAAAAAAUAUGCCCCCUCUUACCACUUUAAAAUACGCUUGUCCCCAGUCCUUUUUAACCCGUGGAUAUCCGAAUGGUAUCCAAAGGGUUUUUGUGAUGGGUUUCGAUAUGCAAAUGUGUCACUCGCUCACUUUGCGUUGACAGAGAUCGGCCUUUCGGCUCCAACCCGAACUCAUCGCCCGAUAUGAAACCGACAUAGUUCGUAGUUGCCGAAGGGCUCCUGAGUUGUGCAUUCACUCACGCAUCCUAGUGAGGGAGCCUUGGGAACGCUGUUGUUACGCUCACGUUCGCUGCGAAAGCAUCAACUCUCGUUGUCGAUUUCUGACUGUUCUUCAGGUCGUGUGUAUGCGCUACAAGUAUUUCGAUCAUCAGUUAAGCAUUGGGGCGAUGCAAAUUUCCCGUAACGUGACAAAGGAAGAACCUUGUCAGUAAAUCGCGCGUCUAGCGUGGUAUAGCCCGUUGUGUAUUGUCUAUACCCUAAACCUCUGCAAAGGAUCCUGCAGCGAGGAGUCGAAAUAUGGAUUGACGUUUGUUCCAAAAAGUCACCUUCAAAGGCGUUUUACGGUGAAAAACCAGCUAAUUAUGACUAGGAUGGAAGAAUUCUAAGACGGUAAGGCCUUUUCUCGACCGAAAUUUCUUUACGUGUUAAGUAUCAUGGUCGACUCGAAAAUUAGAUUGAAUACUGUUGUUUAUGAUAUUGUUGUUUCUUACUUAUAUUUCACUGAAACGUUAUUUUUAUUAGUUUGUAGAGUCUAACGUCUAAGAAGUGUCAACUUCUGCUUUAUCCUACAUGCAAUUAAAUACUCGUAUUAUAAUUAUGAAUUAUAGUUCUCGGUAAUCUUUUCGCUUAAAGUGAUUCGCAUACAAUUUCACUCAUAGUUUUCAUCAUAAAAUGUAGCACAAAAAAGUCGGUUGCUUUCGGCACAGUUCACUUUGUCUUCUUCGUUUUCUUGUUUGGUGUGUUUUUCGUUUGUGGUUGAGUUACAGCGGCGCGCAAGCUCUGAGGUCAAAGUGGGGCGAGAUAAUUUUCUAAAAAGAAAGGCCUUAGUUUCUUCUUAUCUUAUCAUUCCUAUAAGCGAUUAAAGAAUAGUUUUCCAUAUUAUACUAAAAAUACGUAUAGCUGUCAUCGUCAUUACGCUACUGAGGGUGAUAAGCACGUAGAGACGGUAAUGGUAGAAUGAGGCGUAGAGAGGGAGUUUAAACAAGGUUUAUGGGUCAUAAAAGGUACAAUGAACAGCUGUGCAAAGUCAUCUGGACAAAACAGGUACCUAUUUUCGAACGCCUUACAAAGAAUGCUCACUUUUACAUUUAGCUGAAAGUAGCUUCACUUUAUUCAGAUUCAGAAUUGACAGUUAUUUAAACGUCUGCGCGCAGAACGGGCUCCAAGUUUUUAAUAUUACAAAAUGUGGCAAGUCUUAUUACAAAGUACGUGCGACAGUUAUAACAAAAGUGCGACAGGUCUUAAUACAAGGUACGUGGAACAAGUGUGACAAGUCGUAUUAAAGUGUACGUGCGACAAGAAGUCUUAUUGCAAUGUACGACAAGUCUUACGACAAAAAAACGAACGUAAAAGUGUUAUUAUAAGUGCGACAAGUCAUUACAAAAGACGUGCGAAAAGUUUGUUAUUACAAAGCGCGGAAGUCUUUUUACAGUGAAUGACAAGUGGUAUUAGAAUUUUAUUGCGACAGGUCUUAUAACAAAGUACGUGCGCAAAGUGUUAUUACAAAGUGCGAGAAGUUUUAUUACAAAGUGUGAUGAUGAUUAGUAAAAAGUCAUUUGCUGCUAAAUAAUAAUAUCGUACAUCUCGUCCGCCCAGGCUAGGUAACGCUGUCAACAUGCACAUGCUUUUAUCCCAAAGUUUUAUAACCUUCACAAAACUGAAAAAAAAAACUUAUAAUAGAACACAGUAGACAAAAGAAUGGCCUUAUUAGCGAGGCCAAUUUUUUUUAAGAUUCUCAUGGCUGGGCCAGAAAAAGGUGUCCGUUGUCGGUAUCAACAGGUGUGCGUUUUAAGCAGGUUUAAUUAAAAAUGUAGGCACUAUACAGGCUUCACCAGGGACAAAGGAAGCCACGGAGGGGCCUUGUCAAGUGUGAGUCCAUAAAAUGGUGUUUAACUGUAACUACCAGAGUCUUUGUUCGCGGUAAUUUUGGCGGCAAAAUCCCUGCUUUUCAGCCACCCAGCGCCUGCGCUGGGGCAAUCGUUGACGACCAUGGCGGGAACGGCGAAAACCGGUGAAUGACUCGAUCAUGAUCCUGACUGGAAUUCCUCAACAAAUUCUGUCUAGACGUCCUAGUAUGGAAGUCCUGACUCGAAAUCCUAACUCGGGAUCCGACUCGAAAUCCUAACUCGAGAUCCUGACUCGAAAUCAUAACUAGAGAUCCGACUCGAGAUCCUUCCUCAAAGGAUAAGUACUGUAUCUCCUCGAAUAAUAGCCGGGGGCGAUCAUUCUUUUUUUCGCACUAAAAGAGGGCAAUUAUUCGAGAGAAGGCGAUUAUUCGAGGGGGGCGAUUAUUUCAAAUCAGACUGCUCACUGCAAGUCGUGCCUUAAAUAAUCACAUCAAAUAUACUGAAUAUGGGCUUUAUAAGUGUUCCAAAUGUGGUUCUUUUUUGAAUUUUCAAUGUAAAUAUCCUCGACGUCAGAACUUGAAUCAUCACUGAUCAGUUUUGCUGCAUCAGACUCCACUUCAUCUUUGUUUGUUAUCCAACAUAAGGUGUCAAUUUUUUACUUGACAGAGAGGGGAUAAAAGAAAGAGAAAAUGGUGAGAUGGGCUGGGGGCGAUUAUUCGAGGGAGGCGAUUAUGUUAAAUAUUUCCGUCAAAGGUGGGUGGGGGCGAUUAUUCGAGGGAGGAGAUUGAUCAAGGGGCGGCCAUUAUUCGAGGAAAUACGGUACUUCAAAGUUUUCAGUGUAGACAAUGAAAUGGAGUAGCAGUUUUUUUUUUCUGGUUUGACGGCGAGAAAGAAUUUAUUUAAAUAUGAGUUUGAGUUCAAUGACAAGCAAACCUGAAUUCGUGUACAUAAACAUUACGAACAUUGGGGUAAGUUGCAUAUAAUCUAGCGUCUAAGUUAACUGCUAACGUUUGGCGUUAAAAGACAGAAUUUGACUGGGCUGAACAUCACGCGUUAGUUGUUACGACUGACGUAAUGACUUAUGCACCUUGUCCCUGAUCCCGGUCUCCAGGGAAUUCUUUGUCCUCCCCUUUCCCGGAGAGUACAGACUAUGAUCAUCUAUCUACAUGUCCAACCAUUUACAAUAUCUCAUGUCUUCCCCGGUUUACCGGUAAGCUUUUAAUUAUCUUCAUGCUCCACUUCUUUAGUCAGUUUUCUUUGUGUUGGCCACUGAUCUCUUGAUCACACCCGCGAUAUAUAGUUCUUUUUCCUGUUCGCCAUUGUCGUUAAUGUAAUAUUCUAGUAAGAAAUCAGAUACAAGUAAUUAUCGUAGUUAUGAUAUUGCUUUAUAAUAUAUAAAUGAAUAAGGGAAUACAGUCGACUCUUUCUUAACGGACACCUCUGUAAAAUGGACACUUAGAGUUUGUCCCUGCUUUUCUUUACUCCCUUUAUUUGACUCUCUGUAAGAUGGACAUCUCUCUAAGACGGACACUUAGUGCAGGUCCCAAAGGUGUCCGUCUUAGAGAGAGUUGACUGUAAACGCAUGCCGACAUUUUUGUGGAUGUUUUUGUUGUAGCAUUACAAUUCUCACCUGGAGAGUACCAGCUCGGGAUCUCCAGACGCUGGAGCAGUCUACAGAGCACUUCCUGUUUAUAGGGUGAGUUUAAUUCUACACUGGAAUAUUUCCGGUUUGUGGGGUGGGUAAAACUGUGCGGGGGAUUUCCGGUUUAUAGGGUGGUUGAGAGCUCAAUUGAGCAGAUAGAACUUUGCACCUCCGGUUUAUAGAGUGGUCUAAACUGCGCAGAAUACCUCCUGCUAGUAUUUUAGGUAAAAAAGAGAGUGGAGCGAGCACUUCCGGGUUAAAGGGUUCAUUCAUUCAUUCAUUCAUUUUAUUUUGCCAUUAACCAGAAAUACAACAACAGUAUACAGAAAUACAUUAAAGAUAAUAUACAAUAUUCCAACUAAAUUAUUUACAAGAUCAAAUGUGGUAAAGGCAAGGAGAAGCCGGGGGCUUAUAAACUAUAGGCUUCCUGGGACUAUAGGGUAAACCAUACAAGUUAAGGGUACUAAAUGAAAAUUUGGAUUCAUUGGUUGUUAAAUUGUACAGAGAAAAGUUUGUUGAAAAUUGCAUUUAUUGUGCGGUUUAUGUAUUGUUAAUAGGGUAGGUUAGAAUCUAAUGCUCAGGGGAUGCAUGUUUCGCGUAAAGUGGCUCGUUACGGUUUCCUGAUUUAUAGGAAAGAGUCAAAGUGCUUCCGAUUUACAAUUUUGCAGGAUUGACGCUACCAUCAAGACAAAUGAAUAUCCACACUAAGUGUAUCAGCCAUAUCUUUUCACGUCUCAUGUAAAGGGCCCAGGCCUCGAUUUUCUCGUUGAUGAACCAUGGUUUUACAUAGUGUGGUUAUAUCCUGAUGUUGUUUAUAAACUGCAAAAUAAAGAAUACUUCCUUUCUUUUAGGAAUUUCCGGGCAAAGGGGGUUAGUUUUUACAUGGCUCUUCCUCUGUGUGAAGGACUUCCAUUUUCAAGUAGGUUAAACGGGCAGUUUUAGCUACUUCCGAUCUUGUUAUGUUGGAAUGGUAAAUAAAACUUUUGGGUAAAAAGCGUAUAUCUCACACAGGGUGCUAAAGGGUCAGCAUGACUCGUAAAAUCUUGAAAAGGUCUUGAAUCUUACUAGUCGUCUUGAAAAGUCCUUCUAAAUGUCUGAUCUGCAAAGGGCAGUACAGCCCAUCUUCAGCAGAUAUAAAUUGAAUUCAGUUUAGGUCCUUGAAAAGUACUUGAUUUCUUUAUUAGAUCUUGUCUACGCCAGACACCUUUUUCUGUAAAAUUAUAUUAUUUUUCCGAGGAAAAUUUGGCUCAUCCUCGGUGCAGAAAGCUGUAAAAAUCACGGGUAACGUAAAACAUUUUUGUGCAUGAACAAUAUUUUGUUUCUGUUUCUUUAUUUCAAAUGCUAUUUCUGUACCUCAGAUGCAAUUGCAAGUCAUACCCAGUCAUUUUGCAAAGUCUUUUUGCGGAAAGUGGUAUAAAACAAUGUGAUCAACGAUGGGCUAAGAAGUGAAAAUCGUGAAUGACUCCAUGACGUGUUUUAGCCAAUAGGGUGAUCAAAGGGGAUUAAAGAACGCCGAUUUAUUAAGUAAACAUUAUUAAAUAUAAUAUUUCCGUAAGAACUGUAAUUUGUCCUCAAAAAAUCCUUGAAUCAGUAGUCCUUGAAAAUUUUUUUGUCUGAAGUUGUACGAACAUGGUCAGCGUUACGGCUUGCCCUAAGCCAUUUUAACCUUUUAAGUCCCGAUAGUGACCAACAUCAAUUUUCUAACAAUAUCCAUAUGUUGCCAAGAGAAAUGAUUAUGAGAGUUAAUGAAAUGAUCACUAAAGAAAAAAUGCUUUGAUCUGUUAUUAAACUCUCUCAACUAUUUUUUUAAAGAAAUGUAUGAAGAUCAGUAUGGAGAAUUUAUAUGUGGAUAUCGGGGCUUAAAAGGUUAAUUCAGAGUCAAAGUGAGUUGUAUCACGCCAGUUGAUGGUGGUUACUGUUGACUACGAUUCGGUUUACUAAAUUCGCUAGUUGUUAAACCGUCACACGUAACACUGAUAUGUACCUCAUAUGACACGCUCUAACGACUGAGAUUGUUAGUACAUUCAAACCUCCCGCAAGAGACCACCGAAAAUGCGAUGAUUUAGUGGUCGCUUACGAGAAUCGACCCACAGGGGUCCCUUCAUAGAAGAGGUCCAAACAUAUCUACAUUUUACAAGAAAAUUCGUUGCAUGCAAUUUAUAAUUAACGGUACGUGUAGUUUCAUGUCGUCACUAACACUUCUUUCGCAGACUCUUAGUAGUGUAGUUCAUACAUCAAACAAAAAAAAUCGAACGGUGAAUCAAGCGGAUGCUUACAGAAGGAUGAAAACAAUAAAAAAUUCCAAAAUCGUCAUCCAAAAAGUGGUCGCUGUCGUUUUCGAGAGGUGGUCGUUUAUAUGAAGGUUCCAACUGUUAUGAUUUGACUGCGAAAACGUUGGUGUUUUUGAUAGGUAGUCGCUUAUGGGAGGUGGUCGCUAACAAGAGGUGGUAGCACAUGGAGGUGCGACUGUAUGCUCACCUUGCUAGUGCUUGUAUACCCUUUGAUUUACAGAUUUAGUGCAUGAGCUCGGCUGUUUUAGCGUUUAAUAUGUUUUAGGUGUGUAGAGAGCACUUUGGGGUUCGAAAGAGGGAAAACAGUCUCCGUUUGCAAAUCAGAAAGCAUCCGUGUAUAUUAUACAGCGGUGCACGUAGGUCGCGUCUUAUAUGUAAUAUAGCUAAGCCGUGUUAAUGUUUUUUUACAAUCUUCGACUUCGUGUAAUAAAAAUGUAUAAUACAAGCUCCGGUUGAUGGAAGAAGCCAAAACAACUGUACUCGGUUGGGGCCCAUGUUGACAAGCGAUGGUAUAAGGGCUGUUAUUUUUGGCGUGAAAAUCUUAGAUAGGACUGAAAUAAUUUGUGUACAUGAAACUUCCGUUGUCAGACAAACUUCAUCGAGGAUUUGCAUCUUCUUUUUCUGUUGGCGGGGUUUAAAGAGGGGGGCAGGGGCCAGGGACUGUCACGUGAGCUGGCUAAGACGGACGGACGUAUCUGCUUGAAAACCAAUUCAAGAUGGCCUUCAGCGACAGUUUUUCGUAGUGAGUUAUGUGCCAAUUUUUGCAUGAUCGACCAUAACCGUGAAAGACAUGGCAUUGGUGGCUGUAUUAUUAGGUGCAAUCAGUUCAGGCCCUGUUAACAAGUGAUUACACGAGCUUGGCUUAAAGGCAGCUACGCCACUGAGGGCUAUACGAACGAGAAACCAUCUUUUUAUGGCGGCAACAUAGACCAGUCUUCUAUGGAAGUCUUCAAACGUCUUUAUUGUCUUUAUAUCUUAGAUUGAGACUCCAGAAAGGCUUAAGACGCCAGCUAUCAACAUGCAGUCAUCAUGGUUAACAAACCAGGCUCAAAACCAGAAGGUAUCCAUUAGGAAACCUUUCCAAAUCUUCUUGUAUAGACCUAACUAGAAUUAAUAACAACAGAGGGGAAUGGUCACCUGAUAUAACUAAAGGUUAAUAGAAACAGACAGUCAGAUCUUCAAUAGACUGUUGACAUUCCCCUAUUUUUCCGAAAGAUUGUCGAGAACAGCGCUACAGGCGACCAUCUUCACCUAGUCUAGCUGGAAGAUGACUACCUAAAUCUACUUAGGGGGUGGGGGACGGUUUGAGAUGGGGCGAGAAAAUAGAGAGACCUUCUUUUUUACAAGCCUCCUUUCCCUCUCCGCUCACUAUAAAUCCCGACCCCCUCCUCCUCGGUACAUUUAAAACCAGUUACAACGAAUUGCUGCCAGUGACGGUGAGCGCUUGAUCUCGACGAUCUUUCAAAAAAAAAAGCAGACCUUGAACGGUUCAGACUUUCAAACAGUAUUGCAAGAUUACAAUAUUAGCAUUACAAUAUUAGCUCGGAAAACGCACAAUAUGAGAUCGGAAAACGCAUAAAAACACAAAGGCGAACACAUACAUUAACAUACACACUCCUGACAUAAAUAAAGGUGUUAACGACAAGAAUACUCAAAAUACGUGGGAGGAAACAACAUUUUGAGAGCAAGAAUGUAGUAAAUUUCCGGAAAGUUCAGAAAUGCACCGUCAUCUUGCACACUUCAACCUCUGACGUCGUCAGAGAGUCGAGCAGUCAAGUACUCCUGAAAAAAUCGUGAGUCUUUCUUAAACUUUUUUAACAUGAUCAUUCAACAAUUUUUUUUUAACUUCUGUUUUAAGAUAGAAGGUGAAUCAACUUUUGUUGAAAAUAAUCACCGUUCUUACAACCUGAGUGGCAUAGCGUUGUGGGAGGUCAAAGUUCAGUUAGCGUUGAAAGUGUACAUGCAUGUUUUCUUUCUGAAUAUUGUAUGUCUGUUCUGUCAAUAUAGUUCAUUUACGAGUGCUUCGGCAUAACUAUGUAUAUGAGCUAGGGCUUUUACCAAUGUUUUUACGUAGCGCUGUUAUAUUCAAACGUGUCGCCCUUCCAGGCUGGCCUGCCAAACACGUGUGUUACAUCAGUCGAAUGUCAGAAGGCAUUUGGAAUACUGGGUGGUCUGUUCUGCAAAUUAAGGAUAGGAAAAAUUAAGUAGCCCCCUAGCUUGUACAUUUAAUUUCUCUCAUUGACAGGCCCAUGGGAACAAGUCCACGUUUGCUUACCGAACAACUUCUUCGACACGGGUGAGUUGUACCGCAUUUAAUUGGGAACGAUUGACUGAUUGGUACGUACGUACCGGUGUUUUAUGCGGAGGGGCUUUUAACACUUUUUCGUGGUGCUUAAUUCCAGUAGGGGAUGGAUUGAUUUUUGGGAUGAUCAGGGGUUAACUCUAGACUUCUCGGUAAAUUAAUAAAUAUAAUCGCCUUCGAGUUUCUGUCAUGCCCCAGCCGUUGGGAUGAAUUAUCUUCCUUCUCGUCUCUUCCCUGAGACGCUUUGUGUGGUUGAUGUCUGUUUUGUCAAGUGUAAGAGUUGUUCGUUUUAUUUCUUUCUCAGGAACCCGUAGUGUCAAGAUUUCCGCACAUCGUUCAAGGGCAUAAGAGAUAGUAUCCACAACAGCUGAAAUCCCAAGCGUCCGCUUUCAAGAUUUCCUCUUCCGUUUAUUUAUUAUGCGGUCUGGCAAUGCAGUCAUUGCGUGACAACCCAAAUAACGAACUUUCCAAUGAUUGUCUGGUUUGCAGCAAGCUCCACUGAAAAGUUAACCGAGGUCCUUGGGUUUGGGGUGACAAAAUAAAGAAAUUUAUAAACAGCCUAUAUAGCUAGGUGAGUUAGUUAAGAUUAGACUAUCUGUAAAUUCAGUUGUAUCAAUAUGAUUUACGCUGAACACUUUGAUCACUUAGAAGUUAAGGGCACUAAGAUAUAUUGCAAAGCGUUUCAGAGUAAUUGGUUGUAGCAUGUUUAAAAUUAAAAACAUUAGCCUUCUGGAACCUUAAAAACUCCGUAUUAUUCUAUUCAGUUAGAAGCCAUUUCUUUAGCUCUUUCUUCAUAGAACAGUAAAACAGUUCCAGUUCCAAACUUGGUACUACUAGAUUGGUUGUGGGGGAGGGGUUGCUUAACGAGAUGAUACGUACAUUAUUUAAGUCAGUCGAUUAAUUAAAAAAAGAUGUGUUCCUAGUCCCUGAAACGUGUAUUAUCACAAAAAUGACGCUUCGUCUGAAAAAGGGAUAGACAUUUUUCCGCAGAAUGCCAAACCUUUUUAAUGAUAUCUCGCCGAGCAAGUAUCCUAGUAUUGCAAAGAACAGAUAAAUUGAAGUGGGCCAUGUUUAUCAUAAAGUUCAUGCUUCCCUUAAGUUGCUAUGUUUGCCCAAACCAGAAACAAAGAAUGAAUGUACUUUAUUCAACACAGAAGUAAAAGCUGAUCACUGAUUUACAUUGAAGUGAUGCAUCGAAAAAAAUAUGAGAUUGACAAAGUACUGCUCCGUAGCUGGCAGUCGAGUGGUUUCAGGUAAAGAUUUCUUCUACAGUUUAACAGUGGAAUCACUUUGCACAGUGUAAUCAACAGCUAAAGACAUGGCAAAACAGCUCAUGCAGUAGCUUCUCUCCUGACUGGCCACAUUUGAGUAAAUUAUCCGCCGACCUAAGCUAGAAUCAUCUUGUGCAAUCCAUGCAGCAUGAAGCUACUAGGUGAAAGUACUACUCCAUAGCUUUCAUCUGAAGGGUUACACGUUUGGGUUUCAGCCACGGAGGCACUCUGUGUACAGAAUACAAAUUGGUAACACUGGAGAGUCCUGCUCUUUAGCUUUCAGUUUUAAUAGUAACAUACUCAAGGGUUUUAUUCAGACUCAAAAGUUCGAGGCCACAUUAGAGAGCAUGGCUCAGAAGCUUUCCAUUUGAAUAUUAACACUUUAGGGUUUCAUCCACAGAACUGACUCAAACGCUAGAACCACCUUGUACAGAAUAGCAAACAGCACCGCAGGAAAGCACUACUCAGUAGCUUUCAUUUGAAUAGUUUAUCCAGAGAAUCAAAACUUGGAACUACGAGUAACAUUGUAAUAUAAGACUCUAGGGUGAACCUCAAUAAGCAAAUCUCAAUAUUACAAUGAACUGCCUUUUUAUUAUUGUUUCACUUCCAAAUCUUCCCCUGAAGAUCUAAAAUACAAAUGUUCGUAGGUAUUAACUUUAUUUGUAAAUACCUGUAUGUUAUGGCAUAGUUUGUAAAUAUUGUAUUUAUUUAUAAGAAUAAUAUAUUAAUUUUGUGAACUAUUUAUGUACGGUAUAUAAAAGGCUGCUAGCUAGCUUUAAUAAAAACUAAUGAAGUUUCUUUGAGUUAUGUGGUCUGAUUCGGCGUCAGGGUUUCUCUUACUUUUUAAGCUACCAAGGACACACUAUUAUAUGCGCUUACCCUUUCACUGCCAGGAUGUUUGAUAGAGUUUUGUAAGGCGACUCUAACUUUUGAGCCUGUGGACCUACGUCUGUGGACCAUUCAAAUGAAAGCUCUCUACCUGUACUUUCACAUGAUGCUAUUUGCUUCUCAAAAUUUUAGGAAAUUAAAUUUGGAAAUUGGUCGAAAUUUGCCUUUGGCCACAUUUGGCAGUGAAAGGAUUAAACAUGCCCCCUUUUUACCGAAUGACUGGUUUAACUCAACUUCUACGUCCAUUUUGUGAUAGUUGGCAGUUACAGUAUACAUACGCUUUUGUCUCUAUUGUUUCAACAUCAACACAAGAAAUCGCGUUCGAUAGCAUUUGCCUUUAACUCGACAUAAACUAGAAAUUUUAGUGUGAAAGUAAGUGCUGACAUCAGGUUCCUAGUAUCAUGAAAGAGCUACAAUUACAUGUAGAUGGACGGAACACUCAGUAGAAUAUCGAAGGGAAUGGAGCCUACGUGUGGAAGACCUCUUGUUUCACGAGUGUCAAAUAAAGAAAUAGAGAACGUACGAUAGCUUUCGUUCGAAAUAGUUCAUCCACAGACUUAAAAGUUGGGAAAGAAAUAUGAAGGAGGCUGCGUUACCUUUAGAGCAGUUCUUAAAUACGCUGAACAUGUCGUUCAUUCAUGUAGUUGAAUGUAAAGUACAGAGCGGGAAUCAAGGGCCUUACGUGUGGAGCACUAACCCAUUUCCCUUACUUACCAGCGUGAAAUAGAGAAGGAGAAGACGUGCACGGUAGCUUUCGUUCGAAAGUAUAGUUAUUCAUCCACAGACUGACGAGUUGAGACCAUAUAUGCGGCGUCACCUUUACAGAAAUUCUUACAUAGACGCUGAACAUAGCGUAUAAAACUACAAACCUUUCCCCCAAAGAUUAAAGUACCAAGGUUUCCUUGUAGUUCAGUAGUUCAUGUUGCUCUAUUUGAACUUGUGUUGUAUAUUGUUAAAUGACAGGUGUUGGCUUUGCAAAUACUAAAACUCGCAACACAUUUCUUUGUUAGUUAUGUGGCCUGGUCCUCUCUCUCCACUCUGCUUUCAUGGCUACCAGAAACAGCGUCAAAACCUUUUGCCCUCCGUUACGGCUACCUUCCUCGAUUUGAUGGAGAAUUCGAUUAAUGAUUGCGGCUUGAGCUUCAAUUUCAAGGUCUAAUAAUUCGAAAUACGUGGGUUAAGAUUUCUCAGUGAAUGUACGUGCUCGUGAAAAGGUUGUGGGUUGCAUUUUAUUCAUGUCUGAUGAGUAAAAAGACGGAAAUAUAGAAAUACUAACUGCAUAGUGGCAAUCGCCGUUUAGAACAGCCCCGGCCAACCAUCGGCCUUGGGCCUUAAAUAAAUUCCACUUUGACCGUCAUCACUAACAAUAUAUUGAAUACGAUUAAAAGAAACAAUGUUAAAGUUUUAUUGUGAGAAAGGUUGUAAAUGUACAAGAUAAUUUGCUAACGUGUAGCGCAAGAGUUACAACCAACAAAUUGCACUAGUGCUAAAUUACUUCAAGCCCAGGUGACUGCUUUGCUUAAUUACAUGGCCCUAAAUUAUCAACAAACGAUUAUUUUCAUUCUUCACCAGGGUAUGUAAAGUUUUUAUACGUUUCCUUCAAGUAUUCGGGUUCGAGUUCAUGGGCUCAGUUGUUUUUAAUCCCCUACUCCUUUUCUGAAUUGUGACUUUUUCUCGAUUUCAAUACAUCCAUCAAUCUCACAACAGGAAUUUCACGGUCGUAGAUGGAGGUAGUAGAGGCAGAGAAGCUUAGAAUUAUUUCAAUAAAUUGUGAAAAAUUGACCCACUUUUGGAACGCACAAAUCCUGCACUAACAGCGGAAGGUCCCUAAAUUAGCGUCCACUUUUCAUGACUGAUCAUGGCGAAGCGUUGGAAAUGACGAAACCCGUUGGGUUUGGGUUCACCGGAAUUACAUAAAGAGGCAUUUCAUUUACAAUCUGCAUCCAUCGAGAGUGUUCCAUGUAAACAGGUAAAGGGGAAAAAUAAAGCUGUUAUGUAAUAAUGAAGAGUUUAUCUUUUUUAUAAAAUAUGUAGAAAGUAAUUGCGUGUAACAAUAACACGUGUUAAGUCACGUGCAGCGAUGUACCUGUACUUCGCGUGAGUCGUGUUUUGGUGAGUUGUGACUUGAAGGAAGCACCCGUGAUUAGUCCAAGCAUGGCUUAUUUCCCAUAGGACAACCAAUCACCAUACUCACUAUUGUUUUCGUCCGUGAGAUGACCUACGAGUGCUUCAGUCCAGUGAAAGGUAAAAGCUUAUACCUAAAGGCCAUAAACACGUGUAAACGUGAAACUUCGGCCAUAACUUCGCUUGUCCUUUGGCGAACCGGCUCAUUUCUCAGAGGCAGUCUGUUAAUUUACGUUACACACUCGCUUAUCGUUAACUGUUCCUUCGUCUUGUUCGCCAGUAAGACGAGUUUGGCAUUGGAGAUUGUUUAUUUGUAUCUGACGUUGGCAGGCUUGGAAUGAACUAUGACCGGUAAGGAGAAAGAAUUUUAGAAUUUUAAUAUGUUAGCUUUUCUAGUAUUGUUCCAUCUCAGUACCGUCAAAUCCUCUUUGUAACUUCGCUGCUACGAUGUGAUACUAUUUCCUUUGAUUCUUGCAAGACUAUGUCGAUGUACUUUAACUACAAGACUAAACAUCAAUUUAAGGUACUUAAAGUUUCAAAAUGAAUGUCCGCUUUUAUCUCAUGAAUGAACCUUAUGGAACAAAGUCUCAAAAGACCUUAAGAAAGCAUUGCCGACUGCAUAUAACACUGAAUUAGCCUUCAAUGUUUUGUUAAUCGCUUCAGAGUUAAAGCCGCCAACAUUCUAUAGAAGUAGCGAAGGGCUACCAAACACAACUGUAAAACCAAUAUGGGGCGACUGCCUAGUUUGUGGGGACCGCGGAACAGGGAAACAUUAUGGUAUCGUGGCCUGUGAGGGAUGCAAAGGAUUCUUCAAAAGGAGCGUAAGGAAAAAUCUGCACUAUCGAUGUCAAGGAAAUGGUGCCUGCCCGAUCGACAAGGUACAAAGAAACAGAUGCCAGAGAUGUCGAUUGAAUAAAUGCUUGACGAUGGGCAUGAAAAAGGAAGGUAACUAGACACUACUCCUAUUGAAGAAUGUAUACCGUUGUUGUUCCGUCCGUAGCAGGAUCAAAAGCGAAUGGCUUCCGUCACAGGUAAUCACGGACCGAUCAAGCUAUUAUGCGUUGAUCCUACCCUAUCGACGGCGCUAGACGCGUAUAUUUUCCCCUGGUUGUGCUUAAAAAACAAACUGACAGACCGUUCCAAUCCUUGCUAGGCCGACAUAUCCGUUCCCUCCUGACAAAUGGGUUAACAGCGAAAAAUGUUAAGACCAGAAUCAACGUGUUUUUAACGGUAUGUUCGUUUGGUAAGCCAGUUAAUUUUCCAUCAACGACUUCUCGGUCACAGUUGGCAGAAAAGUAAAAUAUUUAAGAGAACUUAUGUUUAAAACAGCCAAAAAAGAAAGUUUAAGUGUACUUCGAAAUUUAACUUAAAAGAAAACUUGCUUUCUUUUGUUUUUGUUUUUAAAAACAAAUCAGCCUUGCUUUUUAGUAAGGUAGAUCCAUUUUAAGGCGUUGCUUUUUUGAAUAGGAGUUACGCGCGCGCAAGUGAAAGCUAAUUCUUACUCCAACUGCACACUGCUUAUUUCUUGAAAAGUAUGUUUGUUUGAUUUUUGUGCAUUUGCUUGGAAAUCUGCGAGGGCGCUUUUUUAAAAGAAAUCAGAAAACUUGUUUGGAGUUUUACUUAGAAAUCAAGACACCACAUGUUUAUCUCAGUGUAAUCACUAUACGUCAUUGCGUCGAUGUUUUUAUCGGAGCGGCUGUAUUGCACGGUUCAGUGGAUUAAUAAGAACUGAGAAAUACAUUUACUUUGUUAUACACAUACACAAGGCUUGCAAUUGAGUGAUUUCUGUCAGUGGUUGUGAAUUGAUUUAUAUAUUAAUGCUUGAAGGCGCAAUCUGGCGUUUAUGUAAUUAUGGCCGUUUGAUUCUUCAAUGCGUAGUCAAAGCUCUGUUAAAAAAGAAUUAUUGCACAAAGACCCACGUCGUGGAAGAACAUUUUUCCGCUUAAAUGGUAGUUUGCUUUGUCGUCCAGCAAUAAAUGCAUAGCCAAGAACUGAAAAAGAAAAGUUACAUGAUAUUGAUAGCUUGUGUAGAUUUUGGACUGAUUUUAUUGGAGUCGUUUGGCUGGCAAGAGGUCUAAUUAAACCUUAAGGGCGUUCAACCAAGAAAGUGUUUGGUAGCUUGUUUGGCUCGGUGGAACCGUGGAGAAAGUACUGAGCCUUUCUUGCAACAGCGUCGCUACAUUUUUACUCAAGAGAUUUGGUUAAGGAAAAAAUCGUAGUAUCAGUAUCCUGGUUGCUUUGAUAUAAAAAAAAAAUUUACUAGUAAGUCAAACCACGUCUCAAAAACUGGCGAUACGUACAUGACAAAGUCAGUCUGAUUAAACUGAACUGACUGGACUUAGCAAGGGGAGUGCGCGAAAAACUAGUGUGAGGUCACGUUGACUUGAUGCCGGAUCCUAAAACGUGAAGGUGUUGAAGAAGCACAAGAGACUUCUGUUUUUGUUUUGGCUGGGCUGAUUUCCUAGUGGAUGCAUCAGAAAUUUAAGGCGAUGCAGGCAGGCGACGUUAGUACCCAUUAAGCGUUAAAUUUUCAGGUUUACUUUCCGUUAAAGCAAAUAGAAAUGUGACUGUUUAGCCCGUGAAUGAAUAAAGACAGUUACUGAAAACUUCUGAGGCUAUCACUUUUGUUUCAUCACUUUGCCUGUGCCGCUCGGUUUGCUUGCUCAAACAUCUAGGCGAAUAGAGGCUCGAAACUGUUGAGUUUGUUGUUAAGACUUUCAAGUGAAAAUGUUUCAAUGCUAACCGGAGCUAAAAUUUCAGCUGCUGUUGUUGUUGUUUGGCUGCCUAUGCUGUACAGCCCGCAGCCUGUUUCGUUAACUUGUAGCUUGUGGAUGAAAAGUUCCUUUACGGUGAUUAACCAUCAAAAUAAAAGCUACCGGGCCUUACCGCGCCACACUUAACAGUUGUGUUAUGAUAUAAAGUCAGCUCUCUCCAAGAUGGACACCUUAGGGACCAGCACCAAGGGUCCGUCUUAAGAUGGAGAUGACCGUCUUGUAGAGAGUCAAAUAAAAGGAGAAGGAAGGGACCAACUCUAGGUGUCUGUUUUGCCAAGGUGUCCGUUAAGAUUGAGUCGAUUGUAUCCAUACCCCAGCUGACGCUGAUAAAAAGAUGCCAGUAUGUCUUAUCUAGACACUUGGAAUAACCAAUCUACUUGAGUUUCAUCUCUCUUUGUAUUCGUGUUCCCAAUAAUGAACAAAUGAACGCACCUUUUUGGAUUUCUUGCUUAUUCAUAGUAAUAACCGAUAUGAAAUUCACGGAAAUGUAAAAAAACAAAAAUGGCAGUUUUCCAGUGAGAGAAAUCCAGCCUCUUUCAUUUUAAAGACAUGGCUCGAUGGAUUGAUUUGUUGCCGCUGAGUACCGAUUUUCAAAUCGGUGCAGUAUUUUUGACAAGGCUGUGAAUUCCACAGGUCUUGAUAACACAGAAACGGACCCACAGUUUGCGACUCUAAACACGUGUGGAGGAAAAGGCGCUGUGAGGGUUGGGCAGACAACUUGCUCCUUGCGUUAGGAAGUUUUUUCCCUGAGCGAUAGGAAAAACCUAGCUGUAGAAAAAUCUAUAGAAGCUGCCUUGCGUUUGGGAGAUCGUUCCACUGGAAACAGAAGCAGACAAGGGAUCUCGGGCGUUAAGCUACUAAAAGAACGGCUUAGCGUUACGAUGCCAAUAACUUCUGAUUACCGACAAUAUUCAGGACCUGUUUGGUUUCUUAAGAUUAAAGUGGAACCUCGAUGUAACGAAACUCUAAUAUAGCUGAGUAACGAAUUCCUUGGUAUAACAAGUGAUUUUCUUUACCACUGUAUAGUAAAAAAGAACCUCGAUGCAACGAAACCUCCUUAAUAAAGAACAAAUUUUGUUAGCUCUUGGCCGUUCGUUGAGACCAAUUUGCACGGCACAACAACUUUGUCGCAUACGAUGAGCUCACCCGAGGAACAAGUUGCAUUUUGAAUAACAAACCUACUACAUUCUUAUGUUUGUCGUAGGUUUGAUCAUGAUUUACACGACACUUCUCGUUUCGUAGGCUUAUACUGAGAAAGGCACAUCAACAAGCCACAAAGUUGUACAAUGUAAAUCGUCCUUCAUAUCGAGGUUGAUCUACUUUACGUAGUGGCCAUGCAGCCUAGAGACUCGGUGGACAGUAGAAUUUGUCUUCAACAAUGCGGGAUGCAAAUGUCGGACAGCAAACUCGAGUCACAGUGAAUCUAUCCAAAAGCAACGAGAGACUAUCAGGCGAAAGAGGGACUUAGUUUGCCAGCUUCCAAGUGCGCGGCUUUACAUAUCAUGAUAAAACGAAGGAGAAAGUGUCAGCUGACUGCCGCCCUCUAAAAUUCCUACAGUUGCUUAGAUUAAACUUUUUAGCUUACAGACUCUUGCAGACUGACUUGUAGAGUAGAUUCAUGAAUCAUGACUUCGUGCACUAAGUCUUCGAAUGAUUUCAUGUGGCAAGCGACGAGAGAGUACGAUUAAUUUCGAUUUUAUCUUAUACACCGGACUAAACAAAAAAAACAAAAAACAAAAAACUGUAUGCAUUUAAUACACAACCUAUUUUUAACUUGAGAUCUUGUUGUAAAUUAGUUUUUUAAUACACUUUUUUACGUUUUCUUCUACAUGCCAGGUCACUUUAAAUAGUCUUUAUUAAAAACCACGCUUAUAAAACGUGAUUACCGGACCAAUACGUUCUAAAAUCGUUAUUGAACAAAUACUUGUACAGUUUCGUUCAUGUCGCGUGUAUAGUCACGAUCAUCUUCAAUGAAACACGUUUUUUGUGGUAUUCGCUUUAAUUUUAAGGUUCAAAGUCAACCAGGAAGUCAUGAUUUUGUAAGUGCCUUGUUCGGGUGACCUUUAUACCCGAAAACAACAACUUAAGGUUCAUGCAUUAUUAAAUAUGUUGCGGCUGUGUUUCACGUGCAACUUCUCUGUUUAUCUUCUGUCUUGUAUAGAAAACAUGACUGAAAGCCACAGAUUUGACUCGAGGAAAACUCGUACUUUGUUAAAACAGGUUUAAUUAUUCAACGGCUAAAACUGCCCAACAAACGUUCUCCAGAAUCAAUGGUUAAGUAGAUUAUAAAUUCGUUUGAAAACGAAAUUUGCAAUGUCAUGAAUGCCGGGAUACACUUUAACCUUAAUUUGCACACACGUGAUAGAGGUGACUGACCAUGUGCUUGCGUGAUAAUGACCACGCCAUGUUUUUAAUUUUAUUCCACUGAGAUACUGCGACCAAUGUCAACAUUUAGUCAAGUCUAAAUACCGGUAUUAACUUUCAAACAGCCCCGUUUAUUAGCUCUGAUCUCUCAGGCUACGAACCAGCCAGGUAAAUUUUAGGCUGGCGUUUUAUACAAAAGCGUCAAAAGCGUGUUUCAGACAAAUCUUUAAGGAAUAUUCAAUUUUGUUUUGCCGGUGUGUUACGUAAAACAGUUGUGUAAUCAAAAUAAACAUGGUGACUGGGAAAUGCAAGGUUUCAUGAUUCGAUCUCCCGAUCUCGUGGCACGAGACUCCAUUCCCCUCUAGCCUGAAGCAUAGUGCUAUUUAAUUCCCGACAAACACAAGCAUCGACCGAGUCGAUGGCUCAAUUUCCCCUUUUCUUCCGCCUGCGUUUAUUUACUGAUCAGAAUUUUUUGUCAGCAUUAGGAACCUUUUUCCGUUGCGUUUUAUCGCGUGAUUGUGCCAUCAAUGAUACAGGGAUUGCAUAACAUUGGUUGUGUAACAGGCACUGUUCUUUUAUGUAUCAUGCAUACCGAGUUUAUUUUAGUGCAUUUAUUUUGUUUUGUAGGAAUUCGUUUAAAUAUUCCGUCCCCGAUCCUCCAGCAGAGACAUUUUAACUUUUACAAUUUUCCUUUUAUAGUGACAUUUUGAGGGCUAUAAGUUAGAAAACCGAAAGGUUAUUUAAUUUUGCUAGAUAAAACAAACAUUAUUCUUUUACAAAAGAGCUCCAAAUCACCGAACAUUAAUUUUGGGGUAAUAAAAAAGCUUCGAGCUAUCGGUAACGAGAAAUGAAGCCUUAUUUUAAGGACAUAUUUGACUGGUGUUCAAACCGACGUUAUUUAUUACGAUUGUUAUGGAGAACAAGUAGAACGCUACAACAUUUUUUCAACAACAACAAUAAAAAACAGUGUUUAUGCCAUCAAUGCAAUUAAGCACCUCUAUUUAAGAACUAAGGCAGCGCUGAUGAACAGUUUUUUAGUAAUAGCCGGCCCUGGCCUGCGUUUCUCAAAACUCUCGAAACGUUUUUUGUAAGUACUCAAGUUCAUUAGCAGAAAUAGGAUUUUUAAGAGAAUGUCACCUAAAAAGUAAAAACCGAGAAGUAUGCUGCCGCCUACUUUGCACAAGAACUUCCAAAGUUCGUUUAAAAAAUGGAUUAAAAAAAGUCUUUCGGGCCCGACAACUUCUUGGGAGUUUUCAAUACACGGCGGGCGUAGCUAGAAGUUAUUUCAUUCCAGAGGUACGCACAGUUCAAAUCAACCUUACUCUUAGAUGGAUUCCGUUUUUUCAGUAUGGUACGGUAACCAUCGCUCUUGGUCUAAGAGCCAUGCUCUUUAGGCAGGAGUUAACGGGCUUUCGCAUGCAUGUGCGCCCUUGGAACCCCCCUAGGGCUUCGCAGCCAAUGGAUGUUAAACUGAGAAUGUUUUUAACCAUUACAAUUUGACAAAUGCAAAUCCGGUUCGAGUAAAUGAGGGUCUAAUUUUAGCGAAAAUGACCAGAGGGUUAAAGAAGUCACUUCAAGUCAGUAAGGAACUCACUGCCACUGCAGUCACACGUCUAAGCGGAUUUUUUUUUUUUUUUUCAUACAACUUAGUGACUAGUGAGUGGAAACAUCGGCAAAGAUUUAUCAACUUUUUAGUUAACGUAACUGUCGUUGAACAUUUCUUCUGAAAAUAUUGAUUUUCUUUCCUGCUAAAACACGCUUCGCUCCCAAAUUAUGCUAGCAAAUUGCGCCGACAAGAACAACAUUUUCGGUUUUUAAACAUUGAUAGUCUUGAAUUUUCAAAGCUUUUAGUAAAUUAACAGCGUAUUGGCAAUGUCUCAGUUACUUUCAACAUUGAAAGUAGCAAAUUUAGCGUAGCUUAGACGUUUUGUCAGCUUUUGCAAAUUUCUCUCCUUGACCGAGUUGAAAUUGAGAAGCUCCCUGGGUUUUGAGUUGAUCUGGGGUCCGUUUCUCGAAAGUCCCGAUAAUUAACGGGCCCGGCAUACUGUGUCCGUUUACAUUUAAGAUCGAGAUUUCAAUAGUUUUGCAUGUAACAUGAUAACAGUAUCAGUUAAUGAAUCAAAAUGGAGUAGUUUGCCUGCCAGGACCCGCACUCUUAUUCUUUCUUUUUCGAUUUGAAUAUUUGAUUUCGGGCCCCUGAUGCGCAAAGGGUUGAUAGUUGAUACUAUAUAGUAACUGAAAUCACAGCAAAUUUAGUAAGAUAAAGCAAGAAGCCCGCUCUAUUGGUUUUUGUUACCACUAAAUAUUCUAACAGGAUAAAUUUUUCUGCUCUUUUCCUAGCCGUGCAGUGUGAAAGAAAGCCCAUCACUAAAUGCCUGGAAAACAGCCAGAAUGAAAACGGCUUUCCAGGGCUAAGCCGGUCUCCUGAAAACCAUCCUGUUUUCCCUAACUGUCAGGAAAAGAUAGAUUAUGAACCUCUUUCGCCCAGCAGCAGUACAGCGUCUUUUUCUUCGCCGAUAGCCACAUCUCCAAGAUCGCCUUCUGCAAUCCACGCUACAGAAGCGCAUCUUAGCAUUAUAAGCCCAGAAAACCUCCAGUUCAAAUUGAACCCUCCAACCUUGGGAUUGUCCUCUCUAUCAAUGGACUACAUUUACGAAAUCGCAACCCGCCUCCUGUUUCUUACAGUUGAUUGGACGAGAAACAUUCAGGCCUUCCGAAGUUUGGACAGCGCAGACCAACUUGUUUUGCUACAAAGUUCAUGGUCUGAUCUUUUCAUGUUAGGCGUCUCACAAUGUUCCAGUUCGUUUCCUCUGUCACCAUUGUUGACACUUGCUGCCGUUCACAUGGAGCGAUCAGAGUGCGAUGAGGAACAUAAACCCUUGUUCACCAAAGAUCAGAAGGUUCUUGAAAAAGUAUUAAGUGUAAAGGAACUGCUACUGAGUCUGGAAAAACUUGAACUGGAUUUGGUGGAGUAUGCAUUCUUCAAGACGAUUAUUCUUUUCAAUCCAGGUAAAUCAGGUUUUCAUUUUCAAUGGUGUCUGAACAUCUUCUACAUAGUCCAUUUUUUUUUUUUUUGCAAUCUCGAAUGUUGAUAAUGUUCGCUUAUGAUGUAUAUCCUUAUUAUGACAGACAGCAGACAGUGAUGAUGGAGACAAUAAUGAUGACGAUAAUGAUGAUUUUGACGAUUUUCAUGAUUUUUAUGUUGCGUUCAUGGUGAUGUUGAAAUUGCUGAGGGCCUAUGUUGAUGAUGAUGUUGGUGGUGGUGGUGGUGUCAGUGAUAACGAUAAUGAUGAUGAUUUUGACGAUAUUCAUGUUGUUAAUGUUACGUUCAUGGUGAUGUUGAUAUGUUGAAAGCCAUGUUGAUGAUGGUGGUGGUGGCAGUCAUAAUGAUGAUGAUUUUGAAGAUGUUCAUGAUGUAUUCGUUCAUUGUGACGUUCAUGGUUACGAUUAUAUUGUUGAAGUUGAUUUUGAUGAUGAUUAUGAUAAUGGUGGUGGUGGUGGUGGUGGAGGCGAUGAUGACGACGAUGAUGAUUUUGACUAUAUUGUUAAUGUUUAAGUUACGUUCAUAGUGAUGAAGAUAUUGUUGAGGCUGACUGGGUAAAGAUGAUAAUGAUUAUAAUAAUGAUGAUAACGAUGGAGGUGGUGGCGGUGAUGCUAGUGUGACGACGAUGAUGUUGAGAGCUAUCAACAAGUGUAACUGGCUUCAGCUGGAAAUAGUUCGCCGACGUUUUAUGGUUGAGUGUAAACUGAAAACUUCUUAAGUUCACUGUUGCAGCUGCAGCUCUAGGAGUAAUGAGCUUUUCAAAUUAUUAAAAAUAGACUGAAUUAACAGUCAUUGUUAUUCCGUGGAAAUCGUUACAUCCCGUCACCGCGAAGACCAAGCAUACAACUGCUUAAGUUGGAAUUAUCACCACGGAAAAGCACUAAUCUGAUCGUUUAUUUAUUUAUUUAUUUAUUUUUUAAUUGUUAGACCAGUCUGACAAAUUGAUUAAGUUGCGUAUUUAACUGUGAUGACCUUCUCUGCAUAUAUUUCUUCAUCCCGCAUUUCAAGGAUAUGAAAUUCAUAUAUUCACCAUUCAUCUUAAUUUUUCCCGGGUAUGUUACGAGUCAAUUUAAUAACCUGCUCCAAGUUGGCUUGAUAGCUCAAUCGAUUAGAGCGCGGCACCGGUAUCGCAGAGGUCAGGAAUCGAAUCUCGUCAAGCUUAACCUUUUUCAGGCCUUCUUUUCGCUACUACAUAAGUUGCGUAUUUAACUGUCAAGAUUUUCUGCGGCAUUUAUUUCUUCAUACCGCAGUCCAAAUGUAUGGAAUUCACAACUUUAUCAAUCAAAACUUAUAUUUAGUUAAUAUAUAGUCUUACCCCUUAACAGCCUACACAGAACAGAUUUCGGAGAAAUAAUUCUACAUUAUUCACGUUGUUGUCAUUAUAUAAUAUCGAUUUUUCAAUUUUUUUUUGUUAUUUUCGCAGACUGUUCAAGCUUGAAAAAUCCCAAACAAGUUGAGAGGCUGCAGGAAAAAGCUCACUGCUCUCUCAAGCAGUAUGUGGAAAACAAAUAUCCCAAUAACCCUGAACGAUUUGCAAAGAUACUACUUCGACUACCCGCUACGCGCAUGCUCACGAAACAAGCAGCAGAGGAGCUUUUCUUCUUCCCACUCAUUGGAACCGUCAGGAUUGACAGUAUAAUGAAUAGUAUUAUUUCUAGUUCGUUGGCAAUGUAAGUAAUAAAAAUCGAUGUAUUGUGUGUUUUCACAUGACGUCGUGGCGGCCAUAUUUGUGUCCCAAAACAAUGAAACGGCGGCCAUGUUUGUGUCCCAAACCAGUCUUGUGGGAGUUGAACUCUUUUCUUAUGUAAACGCUCUCAUUUGUUCCAGUAAAUUUGCAUAGAUGCUGGCCACGUGAGUGAAAACACAGAAUUUGUUACGUGAAGGUCCACGGAUUUUUCCAAAUGCCUUCUAGGCCGGGUUUAUAAGGAAAAACGUUUUCGAGGGUCAUCACAGCCCAAGUUGACGCCUUUGCUCGAGCCAAGAGCUAACAACAGCGCUCGCUCAUGCUCCAAUUUUCUCGCCUUGAUCGUGUUGAGCUGACUGGACGAGCCAAAAUUGCAAAAGUGUUAAUAUGUAGAAAAGUUGGCACGGCUAGGAGGGUGCCCGGUUAGGGGGGUGACCCGGCUAGGAGGUUGACCCGCCUAGGGGGGUGACCAGGCUAGGAGGGUAUUCCGGCUAGAAGGGUGACCCGGCUAGGAGGGUGACCUGGCUAGUAGGGUGACCCGGCUUGGGGGGUGACCCGGCUAGGUGGCGAACCCUUCUAUCUAGGUUAACUUCUUUCCAUAUAAACACUUUCGUUCGCCUUGUUUGCCGGCGUUCUCUUUCAACAGAUCGUAUUUGCAAUUUUCCUGAGCAAUUAGUAAAUAAGUUAAUUAACUGAUGCUGUGUAAACAUAGACUUAUAGAAUCGAAGGUUCACUAGUAUGCCAGUUGGUUCCCACUAAAGUAGUUAGACUGCUCUGCGAGCUCUGCUUUUCUAAGAUUCAAAUAGUCAAAUCGGCGCUACGCACCUCGUUGAGUAGGUAAAAUACAGUCUUCUGUUAUUGCACCUCAGAUAUGGAAAUUUUCAAGCACCUCAUGAAAACUCAGGUCAAGUAUAUUUGUCAAUUUUUUGCGACUUCUAAAGAAACCAUGUUUGUUUUCUAAUGAGAAAUAGCUCACGGCAACACAAGGGGGGCGUAAGGGGGGUACGAAUACUGUCAAGCCAAACCGGGCAGAAAUACGUCUUAACACCGCACGGAAUAACUCAAGAAAACCGCCAACCGCAUUGAAAUUACCCGAAAUUUUCUAAAUACCGCAAACCCCUUGGUAUUGUAAAACAGCAAUACCGCAACUUAAAAUCAAAAUUUCCCCAAACAUCAACGCAAACCCUUGCGCCCCCCUCCAACAUCAUGGGUCUGAAGUAAAAGGUGAUCGACGAGUAGAAAAGGUUUUAGGCAAUUAUUAUGAUAAUCUGAAUAUACGGUAUAUUCCUUCAAAAGGAGUAGCUACAGGGAUACGACUGUUUUUGUGCUUAAUGACCGAUCAUUAUGUAUUAAACUGAACAUAUUGCAGUAAAUCCGAAUGAAUUCAAUUAAAUUUCCGAUGACAAUAUUAACAUUGUAAAUAGGUUUUAUUAGUGUAAAUAGCUACAGAAAAAGUGUAUGUUACAGUAGUAAUAAUUAAAAAAGUCUCAUCGAUCAGUUCAAAAGACUACUAUUUGUGGUCAGGCGGGGUUGCUCGAUUUUUCCCGGUCC
This is a messenger RNA of Porites lobata, 62981 nucleotides long. The record is from the annotation of a GenBank genome assembly. Lineage: Eukaryota; Metazoa; Cnidaria; Anthozoa; Scleractinia; Poritidae.